Messenger RNA from Meriones unguiculatus (Mongolian gerbil), 51695 nucleotides. RefSeq lists its product as uncharacterized. The record is from RefSeq and is a predicted model, not a curated record. Lineage: Eukaryota; Metazoa; Chordata; Mammalia; Rodentia; Muridae. The transcript has 2 exons. The coding region runs from base 48724 to 49680 and encodes 318 amino acids.
UUGAGGACAGCCAGGGCUUGCAGAGAGACCCAGCUUCAAAUGAAUGAAUGAAUGAAUGCUUUUGAAAAACUUUAUUAAGUACGGAAGAGGACCAGAAGAUUAGAGCUGAAUGACAGCAAACAAGUCAAAUAUUUUCUAUUGCAAGUGGUGGCAAGACACCAGUGGGAUCAAGGAGAGAGUCACUUAGCUCGUGUCAAUGUUAGAUGUGACACCUUGACUGUGUGACCUCCGCCAACGGGGAAAACCAAAUGCCGCCAGCAAAGCAGACUUGCUCUCACAUUGCCAGGAUAGGCUUCCGCUGGGACCUGGCACUUUGUGUAAACUGCAGGACUGAGUGAACGAGAAGCGUGCUGCGCGUCGGAACCAGACAUCUCUCUGCGGGAUGUGCAGUGGAUGUGGAGGGAAGGCCUGGGAAUGGAAUUGGAGGCGUCAGUGUGACUCAGGACUUGUGUGCAACCACACUGUAUGUAGCGUUCCACUGCGGACCCAUAGUUCCAAAACCAUAUUCCUUUUUACAUAGCAGCUGCUCUUAGCACCUCAUUAGCACUGAGUGCUCCCAGCUCCCAAAUCUUUAUUCCUCUAAACCCUGCUGCACAUUAAAGGAGACGGCAUGCCUUGGAGCCGUGGUUGAAGAUAGGGCCGUGAUACAGAAGGAUCGGGCUGGGCCUGGGACAUGUGCUUGUGGGAGAGAGUGGGUCAGUGGUCCAAAAUGAUGGGUGUGUUGUGAGCACACAGGGGCCAGCCUGGAGGCUUUCCAAACCUGGGGCAGUGAGACGAGCGUGGACAGAGUAGGCAUCUGUGGCUCAGUAUUGACAGGAAGUAGGGAAGAUGGCUGUAGGUGAGUCUUGUAGGACUCAUGGUGUUACACAAGUCACCCUCUCACGGCUCUGGAAGGUGGACGAACAUGGACAGUGAGCCCUGAGGGGCACUUCUUUCUUCUGCUUGUUGGUGGCUCCUGGUUUCCUUGGCUUGUGCCCAUGUGUGUCUUACCCCUAUUCUGUCCUCGAGAGGCCUCGCUUCUUCAUGUCAGAAGGCCACUGUUAACUUAGUUUUGAAUCAUGGAUGUGGUCAUCUCAAUUUCCUUAUUCCUGCCACAAACACUGCUUUCAAGGGUAGUCAUAUCUGAAUUCUGAGUGGUCAUGGGUUUUGAGAGAAUGCUUAACUUUAAUACAUAAGUGAGUAGGAGGGGUGAAGGAAGCGAGGGGACUCAUUGAACAAGGUGUUACCUGCUCAGUGGUGCAGAGAGAGGUUAUGCGGGCUGUGGUGGGCAGGGCGUCAUUGAGUGCUAAGUCUAAGCAUUGGGCUGAGUAAGUACUGAGUCUCAAGUGAUGGACUGAGCAGGGAAUGUGCAUGCUCUCUGGCAUUUCAUUGUUUUCCUAAUCUGCAAGCGGACAAGAAUAGCCAGAGCAGAGAGCGCACACAACCUUAGCUAGGUGACACUUCAUGCCUCUAGUGUGGGUGAUCACUGGAUGAUCACACUGGGAUCAUAUCCUGAGCCAGCACAAGAAUCUGGCCAUAAAGCAGGAUAGGCAGCCUCGGGGAGGCUCAUGGAGCAGCUGUGCUGUAUUAUUAGCUGUCAGUGUUGUGAAAGGUAGGUAGUUUGCCGAAGAACGGAUAUAAAAGGCCACUAAUUUGUAAUUCGUAAACGGAGUUGGACUUCAUCAUCAAGGCAGCAUAGGCUAGAAUCGGUUUUCCAAUGCUCUUGACUUCUCCCCUUGACUCAGUGAGAAUGGGGGUCAGGGCGCUGCUGGAGUGUGGCAGUUGGGUCUGCAGCGUGCCGCUUUCAGGGCUGGCUGGCAUUGUCCGUUAGCGUUGAGUUGCACCUACUCCGUGUUCGCUAAACAGUGAGCGUGCUCAGCUGCUCAUUGUGGAGACUCCGGUAUGCCAAAGCCACAGAAGGUCUUCACGCAUCUAAGCUAGGUAAGCACUGCUUCUGCUCCAGUGCGGGUUACACACUGGACACACACACUCUAUGUGACACUGGGUCCUGUGGAUUCCAACAGAAGAAUUGCCAGACGUUUCUGGAUAAGACAGGUAGGAUGGUAGCAAGGUACCGUUUGUAUGGUUCAGUAAACGUGUCUGCGUGCUUUCUCCUUUCCACCCUAAUGACUCUGCCUUUGAUGGCUAUCCUUGAAAUGAAAUCUUAGGGUGCAGAGGGGGUGUCUUACGUUAGCUGAGGGUGUGUGUGUGUUUGUGUAUCUGUCUGUGUGUGCUUGCCCGGGUGAGCAUGCGUGGAGGACACACCUUGGUUUUUGAGAAAGGUUCUCUCACUAGCCUGGAGCUGAUUGUUUCAGCUGGCAUGGAGGCAGUGAGCUCCUCAGGAUCUGCCUGUCCUCUGCGAGUACCAGCCUUACGGAUGAGUAUCACUGCAUCCAGAUCUUAUGUGGCGCCCGGGGUCCAAAUCAGGCCCUCAUACUUAGUGUGGCGGCCGCUUAACCCACCGAACCAACUUCCAGCUCCCGGUUUCCCAUUUUAGGGCCGUUACGAAUGCAGGUCAUUUUGACUUUUUAAUGUCUACUAACAGAAUACUAUGUUAGUGGAGUUGAAUUGUGGUUCCCUCUGCAAAGAAAGAAAGACAGGCGGUGGUCUGACUCCUGGUCCCUCAGUUUGUGGCCUUCCUUUGGAGGGUGGGUUUCAGGAAAUGAUGCAAUGAGCUCUUUGGGGCGGGUCCUUUCUUAGAAAAUGUAGGUGUAGUAAGGGACGCCCAGGAGGCGACAUAGAAAGUACUGACCAGGGAGCAGCAGCCUGGCUUGCAAAUGAAGGAGCAGCCUAGAACUGGCUUGCUUGGCCCUUCCCUGUGACUCCUCCAUCUUCCCUUUCUACCUUUUGCUGUGACAAGUGCCUGCCAUAUGGCUGUCCUGUCGCUGGUGCUUUGUUUUGACAGAUACAACAGAGCGCAGCGCCUGCUAAAUUUAAUUUUUUUCAAGACAGGGUUUUUCUCUGUGUGUAGCCCUGGCUGCUCUGGAACUCACACUGUAGACCAGGCUGGCCUUGAACUCAGAGAUCCACCUGCCUCUGCCUCCCGAGUGCUGGGGUUAAAGGUGUGGGCUACCACUGUCCCCCAAGUUGGGGUAAUCUGUAAUGAAUAAGACUGGGAAAAGGGCUAGUGCAUGCCCAAUAUGUGCAAGCCCCUGUGAUGAUAAAUCCCUAGUAAUAAACAAACAAACAAACAAACAAAUAAAUAAAUAAUAAAUAUCUGGCUUAUGGUUAGAGAGGCUGGACAGUCCAAGAAUCUGGUGUUGCUAUGUGAUGAGGCUCUCCUGCCCAGACAGAGCGAGCAUGCCAGCCGGGAUCCCUUUCUGUUCUCGUGAAGCUGCCAAUGCCAUGCUGGGCCCUGUCUCAUCCUAAUUAUCUCCCAAUGGUCCCAUCUCUAAAUACGUUAUCAGAAAAGUCAAGGACUAAGUUUUCGGUGUGUGAAUUUCCGAGGUGCACACUCAAACCCCAGCAACAUGCCAGACACUUGGGCCUGCUGGGUGCUGAGUUUGCUUUCAGAGUUAGAACACUGUGCUGCCCACACUGGGUUGCUGAGCCUGGGGCCUGGGGGUGGAGCUGCUUGGCCAUCCCUCCAGCACCAGCAGGAGGUGUUAUUGGUGAGAGUCCGGGUGAGUGUGGUGAAGACAGCUUCCUCUACCGUGUUCAGCAGCUUGCAUUCAGGUCACCGUGUGCCUCAGCACGACUCAGGCCUGCUGCGAUCCAGACAGCAGCACUGUCCUACUGGGAGCUUUAUGACCACUCUGCUCUGAUGACCAGGAUGUGCAAGGUACCUCUCUUUGCAUGCCCUUAUGCACCUGAGGCCUGCUCUCCAGAGCUCACCAGAUCAGCUGCCUGUCUGUCCAGGUGAUGUCUCUGUGCUACCUAGGUAGAGGAGGGUCAUAAUUAGGUUUGGAGCUGUGAUGGGGGUGGGUCCUCCAAGGAUUCAGAGUGAACCAGGUUGACCAGGGAUUAUGUGGCCUCCCAGGGACAGAGAACAAACAGCUUCCUGGACCCUCCAGGACUCCCCUGCCCAAACCUAGGCCCAGGACACCAGGCUCCCUACUGUCCUUUGACCAUGGUUUCCCUUACAGAGGCCUGGGCAAAAGCAAAACCAAAAGCCAACCAGAGCAAACAUCCUCACUGCUGCUGGGAUGUGGCUGUCAAGCCUAGUGAUUUAUGGACGCGUGGGAGCCCUUUGAAGUAUGAGGCAGAUGGAUUGGUCUCUGGGGACCCAUGGAGAGGCCUGGGCUCCUGGGGGGCUGCAUCAACAAUGGUCAGUAGGAGAAGGGGCUCUCGGAUGUGCCCUUUGUCCUUUGGCUAGCUCCGUACUGUUUCUGUCUUUUAAGCAGGACAGAGAAAGGAGAAGGCAAUGGCUUGGGCAGGGUGAGUGCAGAGUGGGGGUGUUUGGCCUAUGCCUCUGGGAGAAGCAUUGAUUCAGUGUGCCAAUAUGCGAUGGGAGUGGAUGAACAGGGGGCUGAGCACAGGGGUGACCCAAGUGGCUGCUGGGGAUGUGGGGGGAGAAGGCUUUAUAAGAAGGAGCCUUCUGACUACUCAGGACAGGAAUGAGGCUUGGAAGGACUCUGUUUUCCAAGGGUGUUAAUAGUUUUGCCAAGAACAUAAUUUCUCUCAUGAGUCAGCUGGCUUUGAUGUGCUCCAAAUUUCCCCGCUGUUUGCAAAAUUCAGUGUGUUAUCGUUUUAGUUAGCAAACUUCAUUUUGAACAUAAAACACCCUUUCUUUCAAUGGGAAAAUCCAUUGUUUCGCAAGGCAAAGUGCAGUACCAAUUACCUACUUCUCAUUAGUGAAGGCUUGAAUAUGUUUUCAGAGUUCAGAUAGGGUUCAUUCUUUAUUUUUUUUUGCUAUUCUCCCAAACUUUGAAUGCAUCUACUUGUCCAAGAAAAGUAUAACUUUCAGAAGAACUAGGAGUCAAAUUUCUCCUCCUUGACCACAUUUCUACAGACUGUAAAAGCCAGGGUUGAUGAAAAACAAAACACAAAGAAUGAAGGCCAGCACGGAGCAUAAAGUGAGCUGUUCGGGAUUACGUCUUAAAAAUUCUCUUCAUCAUUGCUUUUUUCGCCAGCCAGGGAAUGAAUCCUGCUGUGAACUGGGUCUCAUUUACGUGUGGGAGUUGUGAUGUCAAGUGAGCCUCGGCUUGGACCAGCUCUUAUAAGUAUACUUAAAACCAAAGCAGGGGCAGAGAGUUGAGCGAGCGAGCCUGGCCUGGGCCAACUGCCUAACUGUUUUCAACGAUUUACUUAUUUUUACUUUAUGUGUCUUGAGUGUUUUGCCUGUAUGUAUAUCUGUGCGCCAUUUGCAUGUCUGGUGUUCGUGGAAGCCAGAAGAAGGUGUCAUAUGUUCUGGAACUGGAAUUACAGACAGUUCUGAGCUACAGUGUAGAUGCUGGGAAUUGUAGCCAGGUCCUCUGGAAGAACAACCAGUGCCCUUAACUGCUGAGCAUCUCUCCAGCCCUGGUCCAAUGUUCAUAAGUGACAUUGAGUCCCAUCCCGGUGACUAUGUCAUGUCGGCCGGUGGUUGAAGCUGUCGCAGCCCCCAUCUCUACCAUGCAGUUUCUCAACUUUUUCAUCUGUCCCUUACAAGAAAUCCACACCCACUGGCAGUUGCUCUCCAUCUCCCUCCUCCUGUUUCCCAGUCUCUGGCAAGGACUGAUCUGCUUUCUGUCUCUGAGGAUUUGACUGUUGUGGAAAUUUCAUUUAAAUGGAAUCAUGGACCAUGUGGCCUUUGAGACUGGCUUCUUCUUCUUAGCAGAGCGUUUUUCAUGAUGGUUUCUAUGCACGGCCCCUUUAGAGCACACAUGGAGAGGUUUUCAUUGUAACUGUUCCUGUGGGUCCUUCCCAUGUGUGCAGGCUCUGCUGCCUUGCCAGCUCAGUGCUUGGGAGCUAGGCCCAGGACAAUCAGAAGUUCAAGGCCAGCCUUGAGCACAUGUUUAAGACCAACCCAGGAUAGUGAGACCUACUGCAAUAAAACAUAUCAAAACCUAAAGCCCCUUUUCAUAUUAAUGCACUUCCAGCUUCUUCAUUUAAAAAAUGCAAAUAUCUGUGAACAGUUUAUUUUUAAUUAAUUUUAAGUAAGCAUGCAAAAUAAUGGGUUUUAUUGUGGCAUCUUCUUUCAUACUUUGGUCUUAUUUCCCGCCUACCCUCCACAUUUCCUGCCCUUGCUGGUUCCCUUUUACCUAACAGUCACAUUUCUACUUUUAUGUCACAUUAUAUGCAUAAUUUAUUUCCCAGGUCUCCUGAUCUUUAGGCAUUACAUGAAACAGCCCUACAUCAAACAUCUGUGAUUUUUUUUUCUUUUUUUGACAGUUGUUUGAAUAUCUGUGGAGUCGCUUCCCAGAAGUGAAAUGUCUUUGUCUAAGUUACUGCAGACCGAAUCUCCUUUAUCCAAAAUGUUUGGGACCUGAAGUUUUUCAGAUUUCAGAAUUGUUUAGAUUUCGGAGUACUUUCAUGCAUGUAAUGUGUAUUUCUCGAGGAGCCGCAUCUCAGUGUGAGGCUCAUUUCUCUUUGAUACGCACUUGAUGCAAAGCUUUGUUAGUGUGCCUAUCCUUCGCCCACGGCCUGUCACAGGGGGCCAGAUGUAGAAUUUCUGCUUCUGCUGUCGUGUUAACACACAAAAGCUUUUGAAUGUUGGAGCAUUUUGGAGUUUGGGUCUUGAUGGUGGGGGUGCUAAACCUGCAGGACUGAAGUCUUCCUGGCUGAUCCAUUUACCCAUCCGGAAGGUGUUGUGCAGCAGUUUCCUCUGAGCGGAAACAUCCCUUCCUGGAGGAAGGUGUCUCAAGACUCAGGAAGUGAAUAACUCAGAAGUCUCAGGAGGUCCCUGAAAUCAAUGGAUUCACAAAGUUCCUCCUUCCUUAUAAGCUUACAUAAGCAGUAAGAGGAGAGGAGACUGUGGCCUGUAGUAUUGCCUGUAAAUGGUGCAAUGAGCUCCAGGGUUCCAUGGCAAAGCUCUGUGAUGCUUUGUGCAGUGGGUGUCAGGUCCCUGGGCAAGCGUGGUGUCCUGUGCCUCUGUGAAAAGGCCAUUCGUUGAUGCUGACACUGGGUUCCUUCCUGAGGUUGUUUGGAAGUGUGCUGGGUUUCGGGGCUUACCUUGACUACCUCACCUUUCACCAUGUUCUAGAUUUUAAUAUCUUGGGCUUUUUUUUUUUUUAAUACUUUCCAUUUCAGUGUGUAUGGGUGUGUUUAAAGAUUUAUUUGUUUUUAUGUGCUUUGGUGUUUUGCCUGCAUGUAUAUCUGUGUGAGGGUGCCAGAUGCCCCGGAACUGGAGUUACCGACAGUUGUGAGCUGCCAUGUAGGCGAUAGGAAUUGAACCCGGGUCCUCUGGAAGAGCAGCCAAUGCUCUUAACUACUGAGUCAUCUCUCCAGGCCCUCUCUUGGGGUUUUUAAAGAUGGAGUGUGUCAUCUUUUAAACGGGAGUGGAGUGACACAUCUUUGUGACACCACCUUGCAUCAGAAGGCAUCUUGGUUGGUAUUGUGUUUUUGGAUUACAGGGCCUGUAUCAGCUUUGUGUUAUUAUAAUAAAACACACGACAUAAGUUACUUAGGAAGUAAAGAAAGUCCUGGCAGUUGGCUCUCGGUUUUGUAGGUGGCCGUAUUCUUGGUUCUCUACUGAAGGCAGCAAAAUCCAGCAGGAAUGUACAUUAGAGUGAACACAUACAUUAGGAGCAGGAACAGUGAGGAACUGAGAGACUGGGGUCCACAGUCCGCUUCUAGAGCAACACCCCUAACGACCCAAUAUCUUGCAGUGGACCCCACUUCUCAAAGGCUCUACCACCUCAGUCGCAUACUCCCUGGAGCCAAACCCUUUGGGGACGUCAUUCAAAUGACAGUAGGGACUCAAAGGAAAUUCUGGCGUCCGUUUUUUGUGCCUCUCAUGUGCCUUACUCUGUGGGUGUUCCUGCAGGAUCUUGGUAGUGAUGAAUUGGGUUUUGCAGGAUGGAAUUCAGCCUGUCCACUGGCCAUCCCACUGUGAAGCUGUCCGCAUGUCCUUUGUAACUGAAAGGUGUAAUUUGACUGAGCCUUCACUGACCAACCGGGCUAGCCCCGAAGCUGCUGUGGCCACGGGUGGCACGUGUGAAUCUUCUUCUGAGGCAGAGGCUGAGUUUCCUGAGCGGCGAGGCGCCCCUCCCUUGGCUCCCGAGUGGUCGCUUAGGAAACUUUGCAUGCAGUGGCAUGGUGACUGGCUUUGUGUUUUCUAACACCGCGUUUCCCAAAUUGAACCCCGGGGGUAUUUUAUUUUGAGAACUGCUAGGAGAAGUUUGGAUGUGGAAUUUAUUGUUUCUGGAUUUAUAGAAACCACGAAAGGAUGAUCAUUCUCCCACAAGAGCGCUCAGAGCUACAAUACGCAAACAAAACCCAGCCAUCUGUGGAGAUCAUUGUCAUCCACUGUCAGUAAUCCUUUCUGCUGUUCUCCUUCAACCCUACAGCUACACAAAGUGGAGCUUUAGAAAGACUCACGUGUUGUCGAUUUAUGUAAUUUCCAUUUAGUAUUUUGAGCUAUAAUUGGAGUCAAAAUUAGUUCCUAACCUUUGAGUCUCUCUAUGUUCUUUGGACUAUAAAUGCAAGGUGGCCUUCUGAGGGGUGGCUGGGUAUACUUGUGGGUGCCUCGUCCAGAGCAGGAAGUACAGUAAGCGCCAUGAUAUGCAGGCUCACUUUCUUUGCUUUUAGUUACAUGAAGUCAAUCAUGGUCUGCACAGAGAAUGAAAAAUUCCGGAAGUGAAGAACGCCUGAGUUUGUCUUGUAUACCUUUCACUCUGAAGAAUGUCAUGAUGUCUCAUGCAUUUCUUCCUUUUCCCUUUAGGGCACUUUCAUUUUUGAUGUGGAGCGGUUUCUUCUGGUUUCAAAUGUUUUCUCCUGAUUUCAAAUACUUUCCCUUGGUAGGAAGCUCCUAAAACUCAGAAAGUUCUGAAGCAAAGCUAGUGAAGACUCAGGAAGUAAACAACCCGGAAGUCUCAGAAGUCCCUGAAACUGAACAGAUUCACAAGACUCCAAAGUUAUGUAAGCAGGACGGACUCCGAUAGGAGAGGUGACUCUUAGCUGUCGGCGUCUUUAACUUGUAUAGAGAACUUUAGAGUCUAGCUUUUCUGAGUGGCACCUUGUUGGGGUGCGCUUUGUUGGUGCAGCUGCCUUUGAGUCAUCCCAGCUCCUGUAAGUACCCCAUACCCGUACUCCUGUAAGUAACCCCAGCAAAACUCAUUGGCGCACCAAGUUGGCCCUUGGUGAACCUUUUUUCUGUUAUUGUUUCCCUAUUUGGGGUGAACAGACAUUUGUUCAUGUUUACCCAGGAAAAAAAUAGAACCCUCGCCUAAUGUGUCGACAGCAUGUAUGCUGGCAAUUUUAUUACAGUAUUAUAAUUUCUAUUUUUCUUUUCUUAAAGUUUAUUUUAUUUUUAUUGUUGUGUAUGUGUGUGCAUGUAUCUAAAAGGGCGAUUUCCUGAAGUCAGUUUCCUUCCACUUUAAAUGGGUCCCAGGACCCUAACUCAGUCAUCGGAUUUGCACGAACUCAGUCAUUAGACUUACAUGGCAACUGCUUUGACCCUCUGAGCUAUCCCUCCAACUGCUAGUUAUUUUUAAUCUUACUGUGUCUGCUCACUAAAUUAAACUUUGUUCAAGGUAGGUGUGUACUGGAAAAAAACAGUAUUUAUAGGGUUCACUACUGUUUAUGAUUUCAGGCAUCCAGGGGGUGGGGUCAUGGAAUGCAUUAGCAUGCCUUAGUCAGAGCUCUGCCUUUGAGUGGUGACUCCAAAUCCAUCAGGGGCUGUUGGGCUUCCAAGAAUGGGUCUUUCUAUCCACCAGAGCCAGUGAGUGGGAGUGUCCUCAGGAAUGUGAUGCCUUCCUUUCUCUGUGUGGUCCUCAGGACUCAGUACCACAUUGUGGUGAGUAGCCUAGCAUGGGACUGUGUGUGUAAGAAAAAGAUUUAAAGAUUUCCUUUUUUUAAAAUUUUAUGUGUGAAUGUUUGCCAUCUGUCUGUGCACCACAGAGGUCAGAAAAGGGCACAGGAUCUCCCAGAACUUAAGGAGUUAACAGAGAGUUGUUAGCUUUCUUGUGAUCCUGAGAACCAGAAUCAGGUCUUCUGCAAGGGCAGCAGGUUCUGUUAACUGCUGAGCCACUCCUGCCGCCCUGCUCAGCUGCUCUCACACAGAAAGGGUCUGUUAUUUGCAUCGCUCAUGAGAAGGGAACACACCACAAGAUGCCCAGGGUGGCAGAGGAAGCACUGGCCUUGCUUGGGAGGAGAACUGAGCAAGGGGAGCGCUUUCUUGGAUUUCCUCAGGAAGGACAGACUGUAUAGGGCAGAGUUAGGGUUGGGGUUAGGGUUAUGAGUAGAUGGUGUAGGGGUUAGGGAUUCGGGAUUAGGGGUUAGGAUUAGGUGGUGUAGGAAAGAGUAAAGGUCAGGGUUAGGCUAGAUGGUUUAGGGGAGAGUUAGGACUGAUCUGGAUAGGUCUGGUAGCUUGGGGACCCUUGGGUGUCCCUAGCUGUCUGGCUGCUGGUGCUUAUCUUCAGAGUUCUAAUGGUAGAGUUCCUGAGUUUGGUCAGGAGAUGGCUUGAAGCAGGGUUCUGGUACCCUGGGAAAGAUCUAUGAGCCAGCCCUUGGCCAUCCCAAAGAUUUGCCAGCCCCUGGAAAGGAUGGUUUCCGUAGUCAGUGGGGUCUUACCUGCCAUGUGUCAAGACUAGAAAAGAGAGUCUGGGAAAACAACCCUGUCAGUAAGUUCCUUGUUGAAGACCCCAGUUCAAGCCACAGUAACCCAUGUUAAAAAAACAAAAACACAACAAUAACAACAACAAAAAGAAAUACCCCCAAAACUAAAAUAAGAAAGCUGAGCAUGGUGGUUCAUUCUUGUAACCACAGUGCUGGAAGGAGAAAAAAGGCAGGUAGAUCCCGGAGCUCUCUGCAUAGUCCAGCCUAGCACAAAUGCCAAGCUCUGGGCCAACAAGAGACUCUAGCGCAAGGGGUGGGGGGCAUCCCUGAGGAUGACACUCCAGGUUGUUUUCUGGCUUCUACACGUGUACUUUCUUUUUUAUUAUUUUAAGGAUUUAUUUAUUUAUUAUUUACACAUCAUUCUGCCUGUGCACCAGGUCUCACAUAGAUGGUUGUGAGACACCGUGUGGUCGCUGGGAAUCGAUCUCAGGACCUUUGGAAGAGCAACCAGUGUUCUUAACCUCUGAGCUAUCUCUCCAGCCCAAACACAUGUACUUUCAAAACAUGAACAUAUCUCUCUCUCUCUCUCUCUCUCUCUCUCUCUCUCUCUCUGUCUCUCACACACACACACACACACACACACACACACACACACACACACGUACGGAAGCCAUGUUUUCUGUUCCUACUGAGAGGAUAGCUGUCUCCAAGAUCCUGUUGGUGGCUCAUCUGCCCGUGUGUCCAUCAUCAUUAAAUUCUGCCCUUGUGCCUCAGGAUCCUCCCCAAACGGUCCAGGAAGUGGCUUCAGUGGGAGAGGUUUCUGCUCCGACAAACUCUCCUGAUCACACUGUUGUUAGUUAUGAGAUAGUCUUUGAAGUCCUCUAAUGCGUCUCGUGUUUCUCUAAGAUAAAAACAUUCAUUCAUUCAUUCACUCACUCAUUCAUUCAUUGUCUUGCUCAUUUCUUCAGUCCUUUGCCAUAGCUUUGUUUGCCAAUUAAAAAUUCAUUUAAAUAAUGGCAAAUUUUCUUAUCUUGGAAGGUUCCGGAAUGCAUCGUCAAGGGUUUGCUCACUGUCGUUGCUGUACUGUGUAACUGACAGGUAUUCACCACACCACAUCUGGCUACUUCAUUCACAUUUAGAGAAGUUAAACUAAAUUACAGAGUGAGUGUCUCAUUCGUAGCAGCCGUGCGUGGAGCUUGAUGGCCAUGCACAUUUGGAGGGCCCCUCACUUGCAGGGGCAAGGUGUCUCCGUUGUCACCACCUUCUUGUGGGAAGCCCCUCUUCGUGGCUUUGCCCCCCAUUUCAGCCACCUGUGGACAUGUGGGCUUUUUCAUGUGCACUGGUAUUUUGCCUGCAUGUAAGAGUGUCAGAUCCUCUGGAACUGGAGUUACAGACAGUUGUGAGCUGUUAUAUGGCCGCUGGGAAUUGAACCUCUGUCCUUUGGAAGAACAGCCAGUGCUCUUAACUGCUCAUCCAUCUCUCCAGCCCUGUUCACAGUGGUUUUGAUUUGCAUUUUCCUGGUAAUUAGUGCUGUGCACGUCUUCUCGUGUGACUGUAUACAUUUUUGUUGUCUGUUGCAGUUAUGGGGUUUGAUCUCUGGGCCUAGUACAUGCCACAGCCAUGCAUUCUACCCACUGAGCCCCAGCCCCAGGCACCAGCCCUCUGUCUUUUCCCUGAGGAAUGGUUGUCCCAGACCUUUACCCAGUUUUCACCUGAGUGACUUAUCUAUCUAUUGUUCUUAUGGAGAGAGUUUCAAUUACUUAAAAAAAAAGGUCUCACGUUAGAAGAUUUAGCAUCAUUCAACAUUUGAAUUUGAAUUCAAAAUUUGAGGCUGGUAGGGCGAUACAGGGAGGCUUAGACCCCCUUCUGUAUCGAAGCUGGUUUGGUGGUAUAACGAGUAGCAGGCUGAUGCAAUAAGAGGAAACUGAGGCAGGAUUGGGUAGGAGACAUGGUAACAGUGUUUCACAUUGAUUUUCUGCCCCCUUAAAGCUGCUCCCCAAGUGAAAUGCAUUGUUGAAGAUCAUGUUUGUGUGAAAUGUGUGAUUCAACUUUUCCACUGCUGGGCUCUUAUUUUAAUAACAGCUUUCUGUGAUUCACAUGCCAGAAAACAGCACUUUAAGGAACACAACCCAAACCAGUGUUCUUUGGUGUGUUCACCAUCCUAAAACUGACACCAUAAUCAAUUUUAGAAUGUUGUCAUUGCCCCCUAAAGAAACCUUGUACCCAUUACAGUCAUAGCUUUCCCAGGGCUCUGCAGCUGUGUGUGCUUUGGGCUCUGCGAGCUCAUUUUUUCUGAUAUUUCAUAUAAAUAGAAUCAUUUCCAUAUGUGGCUUUUUGUGGUUGAUUUCUUUCAUGCAAUACAGUGUUUGCAAGGUUCAUUCAUGUCCUGUAAGUGUCGGCACUUUGUUCCUUUCAGAAGUAAGACCAUUUUUUAUUUUAGAAUAGUUUUAAGCUCACAGAAGUAUAAAGUCAGGGCUGAGAUGGCUUAGUUAGUCAGACACAAAGACCCGAGUUCGACUCCUAGAACCCAUGCAAGAAUGUAGAUCUUGGUAGUAUACACUUGCAGUCCCAAGACUGGGUAGGUGGAGUCUGGUGGAUUGCUGGAUUUCGCUGGCCAGAGAGUGUAGCUAAAUUGUCCAGUUUUGGUCCAGUGAAAGACCCCAUGUCAAAAGGGGAGGGGCUGGGCUUGAUGUGGAAUUUUAAAACUCAAGCCCACCCCCUUUGUGACCUCCUCCAACAAGGUCACACCUCUUCCAAUGAGGCCACACCUCCUAAUCCUUCCUAAGCAGUUCCACUCCCUGGUCACAAAACAUCCAAGUAUGCGAGCUUAUGGAAGCCAUUCUCACUCAAACCACUACCGACGGGGGUUUCCCAUUGCUGUCCUCAGUACGUCACACCAUGAGUGCCUGCUGUGGAGGACGCGGCAUUGCAAUUAUCCAAGCUCAUCACCUGUGUUUCUUUUUGAUGAUGGAACAAUCUUCUGUUGUGUGACCAGACCGUAGUUCAUCUACGGUCUGAUGCGUUGAUGGGCAUCUGGGCUGCUUCUGCUUGGCUGUCAGGGACACUGCCCUGAUGAAUGUCACCUCCAUCUUUUGCAGCUUGUUUGUUGUCAUUUUGUGUAUAUGACUUGUGGGAACUUCAUGCUUAAUAUUUUAAGGGAAUUGCCAGGCUUUGCCAUCAUGGCUGAAGGAAGAUAUUCCCCACUCAAACAGUGACUCCCACUAACAUGAGGGUUCCAUUCCAGUUUCUUUAUUUUUUGAAGUAUUUUUAGUUAGUUAGUGUGUUUGUGUGUGUGUGUAGUGGUACCUUUACCCCCUGAGUUACCUUACAGGUUUAUUUUAGCUUCUCCGAAGACACUAAUACUGUUUUGUUGUCUUUUUGAUUCUGUUGUUGUUGAAGGGUUACCAGUCUGCUCCGAAGAUGACCUCCUUACACUUUCUAUGAAUUAUAUGAGUCCUAGGGCUGCUUCCAUGAUGCUGGUGGAAAGGCAGCCGACCCUCACUGCCGACCCCAGACAGAAACAGCAGUGGGAAGUGUGGGUCCUUCAAGGGAAUGUCCCUAUCGACCUAGAUUUUCUCACCUGACCUGUCCCUGGUCGGUGUCACAUCUCAUAGAACCAACGUUGGUGGCCAAACUUGGGACCUUCAGUGUGUCCUUGGCUUGGAGGUAACUCAUUAUUUCCUCUUCCAUCAUGUAGUCCCUGUCUUUUCAGUGUGUAAGGCUGUGGCCCAUGGGGCCAUUCCUGGAGAGGACACCUGGUCCUCUCUGCCCUUUGAGUAUUGCAUGUGUCCUCAGCCUCAAGCUGUCCACGAACUGUGCUCUCCUUCCAGACAUCAGCCUUUCUACGAGGGGUGGGGAGGGCGGCGGCAUUGUUGCCCUGAAAAUAGUUUCUUUACCCUCGUGUUUAUUGUGGUUUAUUUUUCCUCAGUUGAUUUGUAGCUGACCUUGGCAGAUUGGUUUAGAUGGAAGACAUGUUAAUAACAGGAUAAAGGGGACGUGACAGUAGGCGAGAUGGAGCAGACACUGAAACCCUUGAAGGGGGAGUUGGAAAUCUGUACCAGACCCAUGAUGGCUGAGCUGUGGAAUUGCUGUCCAGCUGUUGAAGGGAGUGGGAAGAAUGCAGAAGGGUCAUGGAGAAAUAAAUGACCUUCCAUGAAUGGAAGGUGAUGGGAAACAGUACCACAUGAGUAAACACUGGGGAUUAACUUUGGAGCCACUGUGAGGGGGUAAAGCUGGAGAGCUAGGAAGAAAAGCUGAGUCUGACUCAUCGCUUACCCUGGUCUUAUGCUGGUUUCCACACGGCAUAUGGGAAAUCUUGAGCAUUUUGGAAGCCUGCUCUUUUUAAGGAUUUGCAAAGGAUCUUGUUUUUCUUCUUCACUGGCUUCUUGGGAGACAGCGGUAGGUAGUUUAUCCUCACUUACAAGGCUGCACACUCUCAAGGAGUUCCUGCCAAAUCCCGUUUCCUAGUUACAAAAUAGAAGUCCCUUUCAGAAAUCCCAAUGUUAGGACAUGGAUGAGGGCUCUGAACACAGCCCCACCCCCCACACGGAUCAGUGUUUGGAAACUGGAUGUCUGCAUGACCGCAGUGGGGAAUUAAACGGCCAUCAUGGAAGCAGAUGGAAUUGGCUGGUUGAUGCUUACAGAUUCUUGGGACUUUUUGAUUCUGAUAGAAAGGUGUCUGAAGUUCUGUGGGUGUUGGCAGUUGGUGUGGAGGAGGAGACCUAAGGGAAGUGGGUAGGUGGGACCUAGGGUCUUCCUCAGGCUUACACCCCAGUUAAACCUUGAAGUGGGUGCCAAGACAGUUAGGGCCUCAUUUCAUUGCCUAUAAUAUUUUUAUUGACAUUAUGAUUGCUUUUUAUCGUAUAUGUAUAUAGUGUCAUAUCAUAUAUAUGUAUAUGUAUAUAAUAUAUACAUAUUAUCAUAUCUGUAUAUAGUGUGUCCAUAGUCACCCUCUUUGCCCUUUUGUUCCCUCUUGGCCUCUACUCUUUUCUCAAAUAGUCACCCUUCUACAUUCACUUUAUAUACAUAUUUAUUAUACAUAUUGUAUAUAUAAUGAUAUAACCUAGAUUCCACAUAUAAGAGAAAAUAUGCUAUAUUUGUCUUUUUCUGAGAUAGCUCUCCCUACCCUGCGUAGCUUUGGUUGACCUGGAACUAUAUUAUCUAAUCUAGACUGAUCUUGAACUCACCAAGAUCCUCCUGCCUCUGCUACCAAAGGUGAGCCCUGAGAUUGGUGGCUUUUGGCCCCACACUUGGCUGUUUGUCUCUUUAUUGCAUGUUUUUUUUUUUAAUUUCUUUAUUUUUUUGUUGAUGUUUUGUUUUGUUUUUGCAGUAUUGGGGAGCCAGCCUAGAAAAGUGCUCUACCACCGAGCCACAUCCCAGCCCCUAAUGCAGGGGUUUGGACUCCUGGCAAGAACAUGGAAAAAUUCCCGGGGCCAAAACGAUUAGCGGCUGAGGAAACAAAUUUCCAUGAUUAGAUCGGGCCAGCCCUGGCCUGGAGCCGCAGCCACCCUCCCUCUGUUCUUGUUGCACUUCUGAAUGCAGCCAAGUGGUGACUUCAUAUUGAUCCCAGGAACGGCUGGCUUCCUGAAGGCCUUUUCAAGAUGCUCACAGAUGCUGUAGUAGAAUUAAAAAAGAAGUGCUAAGAUUUAUCCAACACUCAGUUCUGACCCUGUGGGAAGUGAGGCAGGCAGGCAGUUCUGUGCACAUUCCUUCCUUCUCCAUGGGGGAAAUCGAGAUGUCCUGAACUCUGAAGGCUGCUAGAGAAGGGGCAGAUUCCUUCUGUCUCCUGCACACCAGGAGUUUUUGGGGGCUCUAUUUAGUAGUCACAGUCCUCAGCUCUCUUUCCUGCCCCUGUGUGAGGCACAGACUGCUGCACCUUGGGUUCUACCUUCUCUGUCACAUGGGUGAUGUUUCAAAGUGAAGUGUCCCCCCUAGGCACAUGAGUUUGAACCCUUGGUUCCUAGCUGGUCCUGUUUAGGAAAGUUAUGGGACCUUUCUGAGUCUUGACAGAUGAAGAACUUUACUGAGAGUUCCAACUCAGGUCCUCACUCUUAGGCUGUAACACUUUACCCAUGAACCAUUUCCUCAGCCCUCCGCUGGAAGUUUGAAAUGCAUCCUGGGAAGCAGAGUCCACGCCCUGGGAGCUAACUUGGCAGUGUGUUUGCCUCAUGCCCAUUCCAAGCUGGCUCCUCCUGCAGUGUGGUUAUUAGAGGCAGGCCUUGAGCACUGUGGUUCUUACUUUUGGCUACCAAGUAGAGAUGUGGCUUUACUUUUGAUCAUCAGGGCAUCGCGAGGCAUUCAUUGUCAGCUCUCAUCUCUAUGGCUCCUGUGUCUAGAAGGCAUCUCUUUCUCCCAUUGCUCAGGCUUGUUUUGCUGGGUACAGGCUCUUUGGUAUGAUGUAGGUUAUAAUUGUCUGUGUGUUUAAUGUCGAUCUCAGAUGAAUCCCUGCAUCUGAGGCCCCCACGUUCCAGAGGUUUGGAGGAAGUCUUGCGUAUGUGGAAUAGACAGAUCUGCCCAGAUGGCCUCCAGUCAUGUCACAGAUCCCUUUUCUGCCCUGAACUGUACGGUGUUGGUUCUGCUGCCACACCACUGCCAGAGCCAGACACUGACAUUUUAUGUUUCUUUUCUGAUAUAUCGACAGCCAAAAAUAAUAGGCAUGACUGUACCUAAAAUGAGAACAGAUGAUUUGUCAAAAAAGCAAAAUAUUUCCUUCCUUUUGAAGGAAAUGCAGAUUCCCAGGGGAUUAAAAUCCAUAGAUGGAAUGGAGGCAAAGCCCAAUCUUUCCUGCGGGGAAGCAUGGGAACUUCGGCAGUCUCACCUUUCAUUCCUGGCCUUCCAGUUACAGGUAAUAGGUGCUUCUAAUGGGAAGAGGAGUUGCUGGACUCUGUCUCUCUCUGUCUCUGUCUCUGUCUCUGUCUCUGUCUCUGUCUCUGUCUCUGUCUCUCUCUCUCUGUGUGUAGGCCAGAGAUCAGCAUGGGGUGUUGUUCUUCAGGAUCAGUCCACCUUGAUUUUUGAGACAUGACCUCUCCCUGGGACCUGGAAUGUGCCGAUUAUGCUUGGCUGGCUAGUGAGCGUGAAGAAAUAUACUUGUCUGUGCCUCUCCAUCCCUGGGAUGACAAGUGCAGGCUUUUGUGGGUUCUGGGGGUUGAACACAGGUCCUCAUGCUUGUGUGGGCAGCGCUUUCUUGACUGAUCCAGCCUGUCAGUCCUUGUUUGGCUUUUUAAAAAGUAGCAACUGAACGGUUUGCAGGUGUGUAUGCCACUCUUUACAUCUGAUGAAACUUCGUUCACCCGUUGGGUCCACAUCUUUUGAAGCGUUUUUGAGGAUGUAGCUGUGUAGAGGGAGUUCAGAGCGAGCAUCCUUGCGUCAGGGUGCACACAUCCUGCUCUCAUUAACCUGGCCUCCCGAAUUACAUGCUGACUCUGCAAUUCCUAGACAGAUCGCUUCUCCUACAGAGGAGGAAAGUAAUUAGGAAGCAAUUUUAAUUUUCUCAUCACAGAGAAAUUCUAUAGGUUGUUUUUGGCAAAGCAGAGGGUUUCGUUAGGCCCAGUGGACUCUGGUGCUCUAUAAAUCCAAGAGGUUUGGGGUCACUGUGGUUUAUUCUUAAAUUCCUCCUGCUGGUGUGAUGCUGACAACAGCCGGAUCCUCCGUGAUGGACUAAUUUGGGCUGAUAUGGAAGGUAGGCCUGUCCAGGCUUUUUAACUGUCCAAAGUGUAGGUUUUAUAGGUUUUCUUAAUGAAGUUAUAAGGUGUUUACAUUUCAAGGAAUUUGAGUCACUUUUCUUAAUUGGCACUCUCCAUUUGAGAUCUCAGUGCUGUUUCUUUUGGCUCUGUUGAGUGUUUUAAAAUCUCAGUGGAGCUCCUUUUAGGUAAUCUCUUAACUAUGCCAUUAAUUUUAUUUGUUAUUAAUAUCAGUUUUGAAAUUGCGGAGGUAAGAUGCUGAGUUUAUUUUAAACAUUUUUCUUCGGAGCCAAUAUUACUAGUCUCCAUGGUGACGUUGGACACCCUGUAAACAUCUUGUGUAAACAUCCCCUCUCUUGGAGUGAGUGCUGCUGCAGGCUUGCUUUGUGGGACUGUCAUUGGGCACCAAGCAAGGUAAUAGUCAUGAAACUCUUAGGGUGAGUGCUUGGCUAAGAGAGUGAGUGAGACAGGUGCGUGUUAAGAUAACUUCUUGAAGGCUGCUUGUGUUCCUUGUUCAGAGUCAUUAAAAGGUUAUAAUUUUCUUAUUACGCUUUCAAAGGUCGUCUGCAUUUAUAGUUAUAUCUCCCCACCGGUGCUAGAAGUUGGACCUGAGACCUCACACAUACUAGUCUAGAACUAUUGUGCUAUACCCCAAGCCCUAGGAGAUGCUUUCAGUGAUUUUUUUUUUUGGUACAGUUUACCACUGAAGAAGGUACAGAAUAUGCCUCCAGGUACCUCAAGGGUUGCAUCUAUAAAAGCUAACUUGUAUACUCAAGCUACUGUGUAGUGGCCCUGUGCUCUGACUGUCCCCCAUCAAAAGCUCAGAUUAAUAUAUAUAUUUUUAAAAAGAUAUACUUUGUUUGCAAGUGCCAACAGGGGCCAGAGGAGGGCAUAGAAUUCUCUGGAGCUGGAGUCAGAGGCAGUGGUGAGAACCAAGAUGGGUGCUAGGGAUCGAACUCUGGUCCUCUAGAAGAGCAUCAAGGCUCUUAACUGCUGAGCCCUGUCUCCAGCCUUUAUUAUUAAAAUUAAGACCCUUGUGAGUCUCAGAAGUGGAAGCCUCAUUUGUGGUGUUUGGAGUCUUGGGCAGGUAAUUAAGGUUAACUGAGGCCGUAAGGGCGGGCCUAAUCUAGUGAGGCUGUGGCUACAGAGAAAGGAGAAAGCCCUGAGCUGUGAUGUUCAUUCUGUCUCCACUACGUAGAUGGGCCUCAUCAAACGCAGCUGCUUGGUUUUUGGAUAAACCCCUUUUUCUUAUUACUUGCCCAGUCUGUAGCUUCAGCUACAGCAACCGAAGACAUACUCACCUUGAGACCCAAGACCCCGACUGGGGACCUGUUUCCACUCGCCUCCCCUAGCCGACCCAGGCAUGUCACGGGUGCCUCAGGACUAAUUUUGGAUCUAUGCUGUGUCUUAUCUCCCUUUGCCCCGGGGAUUUUACAUUGUGACGUUGAUGGAGACAGUUCUAUUGUAGCUAGUUGGUGACAAGCCCCGGUGGCGGCCUGAAGCUCAGGCUGAGUGAUUUGGCCCCUUCCCAGUUUCCCCAACAGCAGCACAUGUAGAUGGCUGGCCCAUCCGGGUACACCCUGAGCCUUGGAGCGGUUCAUCUGGGUUCCUCGUGGCAGCCUGAAAAGCCAGUACAAGCAGGAGGCUCACAGCUCAUUAACUGUUUUCAGGGUCAUUUAGACUAGAAAUGCUACCUCGCCGUGCCCUGAGAAAGUGGCUUGUGUUUAAGGAAUGGGUCACGGAGAGAUCUCGGAAUGUUGGGAAGGUGGCUCUGCCCUGCUUGAGGUCUUCCCGCAGGGCUGCUUGGGCAUGCAUCUCUCAGAAAGGCACUUGGCCCGUUCAUCUCCACUGUUUUUCCGUCUGUUCGUUGUGCAGAGUUAGACUUUCCAGUAGAGGUGGCUUGAAAAUGACUGGCAAAUGCCGUUGCCUCCAGGGCCACCUGGACUGCGCCAUUUGCUGAUGUGAGGAGGGGGCUGUUGGUCUGGGGGAGCAACUGCACCCGUUGAGGGGCAGCGGUGUUUGGCUUGGAGGAAAUGGCUUCUUGCUUAACAAACAGAGGCUCACUUUGUAGACCUCAUGCGUGGUUAUAUUCAGGCCCUCCUCCAAGCUAUCUCCCUUGACCAAAAGCAACAACCACGAGAUGCUCCAGUGGGGGUUGUUGCUUAAAGGAGGCAGAGCUUCAGUUUGCGAGCUGUAGAGGGUAACAGCAGGAUGGCGGUGACGGUUGGGUCGCAGGGCACAGAGUGUCCUUAAUGCCCUGGAGCCAUACCUGGUGGGCACCUCAGGGAAAGUACAGGUGUUCUGUUUGGGGGUGGGGGCGGGGCUAGAACACCAUGGGUGUGCCCCAUGCGUGUUAGGCUGGCCCUCCUCUCCCCGGCUUUACCCCCAGCUCUAGGUUAGGGGACUUCCAGACUAGAACCAGGCCAUGUGAUACUGCUUUGUACUUUUCAAACUUUCAGUGCUAAGAAACAAAACAAAACCCGUGCUUACCUUCCGUCCUUUCCAAAUAGCACUUAAAAAAUACAAUAAAGGGAUUCAUAGCGAGAUAGAGAUAAAAGGAGAAUAGAAAAUCUAUUUAGCUCAUGCAAGAUGACUGGCCGUAACCGAAGGGCAAAAAAAAACCUCUUGAAACGGAUGAGUCACAGCAGCAUUUGUGAGCUCUGUAGUGAGAGACGUGGUUGGUUGUGCUAGAAGAGAUGGCUCCUGAGGUGCCAGGGGCUUGAUGGGCCUCCUGGGCCCCUCUACAAGACCCCUCCUUGAAGCUGAACUGUCCCCAUAAGUGACAGAACCCUUGUGAGCCUUUUAAUCAUGCCUGAGAGAAGGCUGCAUGCCAUCUCCUGGGCUUCUUCCACCCAAAGGGCUCUCUGCAGGAGCUCAGAUAGGUCAAGGCUAUAGACACCUCAACUCCACACCUGGGAAAGAGAGAGCUAGAGAAAGACUCAGUUUUGUGGGCACUUGUGGGCUGCCUCAGUAUACCCCAGAAUGGCCUCACUGUCUUGGGGUGCACUCCUCCACUACCUCCUGGGGCUGGGAGGUCACGGGGCACUCCAACCCAUCCUGGUGUGCGCUGUGGUUCAAGUCCUGUUUUGGGUUUAGUGUUGUUUCGCCUGCUCAGCAAUCAGCACUACCCUCCCUCUUCAAAUAGCAGCGUACCCUUUCUUCAUUAAUAAUAGUUUCCUAGAACCAGCAAUUCCAGGAUGGUCAUACGCUACUCUGUAAUUUUCUGUAUUUCCUUUGAUACAGAAUCUUCUUGGAGGAUCUGGGAUAUUCCAGAAAAGUACCACUCAGUUCAAAAGAAAAAAAAAAAAAAAAGGAAAAAAUAAAGCAUGCUGGUCUGCCGCCUGUCUUUUCUCUUGGAUGUUUGCCUCAGUUUCUUCAAUUCUCUUUUUUUUUUUCUUUUCAACUCUAUGAUGGUUUCCCCUAACCACCUACCAUUUAGAGGAAAAACCACGUGGAAAAAGGAUUCAGAAAAAGCUGACUGUAAAGUCUGUGUGUCGUGUUGGUAUGUGUUAUGUGAUAUACAAGGAGUUUGUAUGUUGUUUAUACAUGUGUGCUCUGUUCGGCGUGUUGAGUGUGCUGUAUGGUGUUCAUGGGACACCAUCCCUGUGUGCUGUGGCAUCUGUGUGUUGUGCAGUGUGAAUGGUGUGUAGUUACAGCGUGUAGAGCGUGUAUACACCACGGUAAGGAACUCCUGCUGGGGCCCAGGCAGACUGAAUGGAAGGCACCCAGUGACCUUCAGUUUCCUUUUCUUCGUUUGGAGACAUUCUGCCUCACUGAUUUUGCUCUGAAGGCCCUACUACCCAGGGUGGCGUCAGCCGUGAGACCCUUAAGGGCUAGAGGAGCAAUGUGAGGAAUCAGAGCCAUGAAGGGUCCCGAUGUGCUACCUCAGGUGGGUGGUAUUCAGCUGGCCUGCCCAUCUGUCCAGUGAGGUUUAGGGUGAGCAUGGAGUUGGAGCUCUAGCCCCUGGGCUGGGUCACAUGCCUGUAUCAGAAGCCCCAAUGGGAGGUAGAAAGGGUGGUCUUCAGGAUUCAGCUUUUGGCCCAGGAACUUCAAGAGAGAGACCAGAAGCUGCCACAACUUUUCUAGGCCUGUGCUUCUUUGUGACCUGAGCCCCUGCCUGGGACACAUAGGCUGCUGCCUCUGAGAGGAAUGUGCUGUCCUGGGGUACUUGUCCCCGGGUCAGGUGGGAUACAGUGUCUGGGAGGGGGCGUGUGAGGUUUUGAUCUGAGGUCUGUGUUAUCCCUGCUGCCAAAUCUAUGAGUCUGGAUGCCAAGAAUGAUGCUACAGGGCACAGUAGGUGGUGAUUUUUUCACCCCUCCUGACAGGGUUCACAUUUGGGGAGGUAAUGUUCAUUGACUAUCUGAAAUCUCUCUGUUAGAAUGUGGGAUAUGGGACUGGCAAGAUAGCGCAGUCAGUAAAGAGGACCUGGGUUCAAUUCCCAGAGAACCUAUGUAAAGAAGUGCUGGGCAGUUAAGCCAUAGUGCUAGGGGUGGGGUGGGGGAGCAGGAGCAGUGAAUUCCUGGGGCUCAAAGGCCUAGCUGGACAAGGCCCAGGUCAACGAGAACCCUGUCUCAAGACAAAAAGACAAAAAGAGAAAUGAUUCACCCAAGGUUUCCUCUGGCCCGCUCAUGCAUACAUGUGUGUCCACAAACACACAAAGUAAAAUACAACCAUCUCAUCUGCCGACUGGCCCUGCUUAAGACUCAGCUUUUGUGCUCAAGAGCACAGCAGUGUCCAUUUAACAACAUGAGGCAAACAUGGCCACUUUAUUACUGUGUGCUUCGGGAGACCCUAGGCUGAGGUAUUUUUAUGAGCUCCUAGCAAGCCUGUUCUAGAAGCUCACUGUGCUGGCUUUCAAAAUUCCUCUUUGUUUGUGAGUUGCUUGAAGGUUCUCCGGAAGUCCUGGGAUGUUGAGAAUGUGGGCAGAGCUGUGGAAUGAGCCCACGUGUUGGGUUUAGGAGAAAUUUUUUUCUUAUUACCUUUACAGAAGUUAUGUAGGUUAGAAUAGUUUAAUAAGUGUCUCCCUUUUAAAUACUCAGGGGAGAAAUUUAGGGACGCAGGAACUGGGCCUCAUUUGGGAAGAAAAUUACGGCAUAAUGAAUUGGCACAGGCUACCCAGAGAGUGCCUGUGGUUAAGGAGUGGGGGUUGGUAUUUGAAGUGAGUGGGUGAGCAUGCGCUGUGAGAGGACCUGUAAGCAACUGUGGUCCUGGGCUUGCUGAGGCAGGAAGGCCAGGUAGUGGGUGUCUGAGGCUACUGAGUCAGUCUCUGUCUGUCUCUCUCCCUUUCCCCUCCUCUUUCUUUAGUCCUCCCCUCCCUUUCCCUCUGGCCCCUUCCUUUAUCCCUCUCCUUCCCUCCUCCCCCCUCUGCUUCUCUCUUUCCUCCCUUUCCCUUUUUGCCCCUUGUUCCCCCUCUUCCCUUACUCUCUACCCUUGUCCGUCCUUCUUCACCUCCCUGUUUGCUGAGAUUAAGGCGUGUGUCAGCACCCUCUUAGCCCUCUUAAAGUGGCAGUUCUAACUUUCUGUGUACUCAAGGAUUAGAGAUUUCUUUUUUCUUUUCUUGGAGUAUAUGGGGGUUUUUCCAUAUGUUGUCUUCUCAUCAUAAAAUGCACAUGACAUAACAUCUACCAUCUUGUACACUUUUCAUUGUCCUUCCCGUGGGAUUCAAUGUCCUCCCAUCCCUGGGUGUCAGUGCCUGUCUCCAGAAUGCCUCACAGCUGAAGCAGAAAUUCUGUCCCCGGGAAGUGCCAAUUCUCUGUUUGCUACCCUCAGCUCCCAGCAACCACUGUUUCCCUCUGUGUCAGUGAACUUCAUUAUGACAGGGACGGCAAGAGAGAAGCGGGUGAAUCACGUGGUCCUUGUUCUCCCCACCCUUGUGUCCAUGUUGUAGCGUGUCCCAGAAUUCCAUUCCUGAGUCUAUGGCUUUAGUAUCUUUCUGUGCCGAGGAUGGAGCCCUGAGCUUACUAUGGGAGGCAGGCUGUCCACCAUUGGUUUCCAAGGGUCAUUUGUCUCUGUGGUAGAGAUUAAAGGCCUGAUCAGGUUCAUUUCAGAUAUUGUCAGCAACGCUCUUACUGCCUUUUUGUUUUGUUUGUUUGUUUUUUGAGACAGGGCUUCUCUACACAACUCUGUCAGUCCUGGAACUCACCAUGUAGACCAGGCUGACCUUGAAUUCACAGAGAUCCACCUGCCUUAGCUUCUUGAGUGUUGGGCUUAAAGGUGUGUACCACCAUGGCUGGCCAUCUUUUAUUGGUUUUGAAAUAAUCUUUAUUAUUUAUUUUAGUGUUUGAGCUGUGUGUGUGUGCAUGUGGGGAUCAGAGGAUCACAGUUCUCUCCUUCCAGGGUGUGGGUCCUCGGUGCUGAACUCCAGUUGUCAAGGUUAGUGGCAGUAACUUCAUCAUCUGAGCUGCUGGCCUUCUUCACCUUGACUGAUCUUGCAGAUUUGUCGUUUAUUGCCUCUUAAGGGAAUGGCUUGAGUCCUUUGUGUGGCUGUGUGAGCAACAGGAGUGUUCACAUGUUGGUGAGCACUGCUCACAGGGUGCAUUUGGGGGCGGUCACACAGUCUUGUCUGUUCCUUCCUUCCGUCUGAGGCAGUCUCUUCUUUUUCCAUGAGCAGCUGUGAGCCCGCAGGGAGUCUCCCAUGCCCGCCUCUCUCCUCGCUGGGAGAGUUAGGAUACAGAGGAGAGCCACCGCACACCUCUGCGUGGGCUGUUGGGGGCUGAAGUCAGGUCCUCCUGCUUUGGAGAACUGUCAGGCUCUGUGCGCCAUCUCCCCAGGCCUCUUCAUUUUUGUUUUCAGUGCUGUAGAUUGAACUAGGGGUCUAACGCCUGCUAGGCAAGCAGUCCAGCCCUGAACUGUGCGCCCAGUGCUACUUUUUAAAUACUAUGUUUAUAUGUUUAUACUAUACUAUUUUUAUACUAUUAUACCUUUUUUUGUGGAAGUAUGAGGGAUUGAACCCAGUGCACAAGCUCCGCCACUGAGCUCUCUUAUUUACUGUCUCACUUGAGACAUAAGGAAAGUCGGAAGCUCCCACAAUGGUGGUCGUGGGAACUGUAAAUGAGAUGCCCUGCCUUUUCUAUCAUAGAGUUAAAGGAGACAAAGGGCGCUCCAUCUCUGGAGAAGUUCUAGCUUGCUCUUUUUUACUGUGACCCAAACCAACUCAGGGGUGAAGAGGGUUUGUUAGAUCUCACAGGCCACAGUCUGUCAGUGAGUGACAGCAGGGCAGGAGCUCAAGGCAGAAGCUGAGGCAGGCACUGAAGCAGUGGCUGCCGAGCAGUGAGUGGUGCUUACUGCCUUUCUCCUCAUAGCUUGGUCAGCUAGUUUUCUGACUCAGCCCAGGCUAUUGCCUAGGGCGGGCACUGCCUGCCGUGGCUAAGAAAACACCUCACAGACAUGGCCACAAGUCAGUCUCAUCCAGGCAAUUGCUCAGUAGAGGCGCCUUCUUGCUAGUGACUCUAGGUACGUGUCAGACGGAUAGCCAUCAAUCAUCUCAGCAAGCUUUCCUCCCCCAGUCGGCAGUAUUCUAAGAUCAAAGUGUUUGCUCAAGGUUGCAUCCGCUUUGCCUGUCGGCUUCGUUGCCAUGACCUCCGAGCUAGGGAAAAGAGGUUGAUUUUGGUAUAUGGUUCAAGAAACGCCGAUCAUGAUGGCCCGGGAGGCACGGCAGCAGGAAUGGGACAUGAUGGCCUGGGAGGCACGGCAGCAGGAGUGGGAAGCUAUGAGGUUCCAUCUUGAGGCACAAACGGAGUACAGAGAGUGAACUGGAAACUGGGUGAGGUUAUAAAUCCUCAGAGUCCACACCCAGUGAUGUGCUUCCUCCCAAAGGCUGCACCUCCCAAAGGUCUCAUCACCUCCCCGGUCAGUCCCAACAGCCGUGGAUCAAAUGUUCAGAUAUGUGGCCUGUGGGAGACACUUCCCACUGAAACCACCACCAGGCCCCUUGGCUUUAGGAAUAAAAAACACCUCGGGACUGUCCUGCACACACAGGCCUGCUUGUGCACCCGUCUGCAGAAGGCAACACUUUUGCUUUCCUGGGAUAUCUUGGAUUUGUAGUCAUUUUUCCUGAGACCCCAGAACCAUUCCAAACAGUGGGCUGUGCCCCAGUGAAGAGCAUGGAUUCUGAGAAGUGGCAGGUAAGGUGGCCCUGGGGGAGUCUGUGGCCUGGUCACCUGGCAGAGGCCUAAGAUACACAAGACCCAAGUGUUGUGUGGGAGCUGGUUCUAGCAUUUUGGAUUGGGUUUUCCUGGAGGCAGAGAAAGGCAGGGACCUUUGCAGAGUGUGGGGAGUCACCCUCCCAGUGAGCACUCUGCUCCGGCUUGGAAAUGGGCUCUGUUCUGCCAUGUGGGAAGCAGUUAGGUAAGAAAACACGAGGUUGCCUUUCUAAGCGGUCCCGGCUGCUCUCUCUCCUUCGCAGUGAGGCACUCUGUAGCUUUAUUAUCUGUGGGGUACUCAGGAGCCCCUCAGUUUGUAUCCCAUCACCUCAGGGAAGUUGGAAGGACUCUCAAGCCAUCAGGUUGUGGCCUGUGAGGCUCAGAGAUUAAGAGCGCUGGCUUGUUCUUCCAAAGGUCCUGAGUUCAGUUCCCAGCAACCACUUGGUGGCUCACAGCCAUCUAUAAUGGGAACUGGUGCCCUCUUCGUCCUGUAGGCGUACAUGGAGACAGAACAGUGUAUAAAUAAUAAAUAGAUCUUUAAAAAAAAAAAAGUUUCCAGCAUUUACGCUUUCAGGCUCCGUGGAAGACAGGGAAGCCGUGGAGCUAACCUUGGAAAGGACAGUAAGGUCUCUCUCCAGUUGCAGUGACUUGGGGUGGGGACUGGUGGCAGUGGGUAAGGCAGGCAUUUGGUUUGGUCCCACACAGGACCAUCCUAGUGCCUAUGACUUCCCAAGGGUGUCUGAAACACGGGCACAAGCGACGACACGUGGGUUUGCCUUUGUGAGAGGAAUCGCUUCUGGGCUGUAGUUUAUACUAUAUGUGCAGUUGCGGACUGAGUGAGAGCAGACUGAAAACAAAGAGGUUUCAGCUGUGCCACGCCUGUGCAGCCGCCUCACGUGACUCCUUCGCUGUGUUACAUAGUAGUCAUCUGGAGUGACUUGAACAUAUAUAUAGGAGGCUGUGCACAGACUCAGUAUAAACAAACACUGCGCUGUUUUCCUGGGGAAUCUGAGCAGCUUUGGAGCUCAGUGGCCUCAGUGAGGACCUGCAACUGACCUCUUGGGGGUACGUGUGUGUGUGUGUGUGUGUGUGUGUGUUUAUUUGUCACAGUUGUUACUUUUCUCCUUUUGCCACCUGAAUUUGAUCCCUGAGACAAACAUGGUGGAAAUAGAGAAUUGACCUGGAAGCUGCCCUCUGACCUCUGUACUCACACGCUCACACAAUACAUGAAUAGGUUCAACGGACUAAUAAUAGUAAUAAUAACAAUCACUAUUAGUAUUUUGUACACAGGGCUUCAAUGUAUAGCCCUAGUAUAGACUAGGCUGGCCUAGAACUCAUAGAGGUCCACCUGCCUCUGCCUCCAGAGUGCUGGGAUCAAAGGUGUGCGCCACCACACCCAGCCAAUAAGGUUUAAAGGCAGGGUUUGUUCUGGCUGAGGACUGAAGAUUCAGCAUGUCAUGGUGGGAAAGAUGGCCGCCGGAGCUUGAGGAAGUUCACUUUCUCACCUUCUUUUCCUACGGCCAGGGUUCCGGCCCAUGGGGUGGGGCCUUGCACACGUAGGGUGAGUGUGUCCCCUGGGAUCAGCUAACCUAACCCAGAACACACCUGCUGAGAGGUUUGUUUCCACGUGAUUCUAAAUCCCGUCGGGUUGUCAGUGAAGACAGCCUACCACAGCCACGUGGGUUAUACUGCUCCGUCAGAAUCACAGCUGUGAUUAGGUGUGCAGCCAAGUGAUAGGGUUUGGAAGACUGUUCCUUCAGGUGGAACGUCACCAGAAUGAGAGCAGCCACAGGGAGGAGGGUGGAAAGAGGAGUCCAUGCUCUCCAGUGUCAGCAGGUUCAGACACAUUAAGAUGCAUUUUUAAAUACAGUAGGAGCAGGAUUUGUAGACAGCUGACUAAGCAGUGCCUUUUCUUUUUUUAAUUCCAAAGCUUUGUUUCUUAAUUAAUUGUCCUUUAGUAAUGGAUUUCCUUCUUACAGUCAAAUAUGGGUUCUGAGCUUGGCUGUUUUUUUGUUCUGUUCUGUUUUGUCUAUUUUUUUUUUUUUUUUUUUAGUCAGGGUCUUUCUGUGUAGACCUGUCUGUCCUGGAACUCAUUCUGUAGACCAGGCUGGCCUUGAACUCGGAGAUCUGCUUGCCUCUGCCUCCCGAGUUCUGGGAUUAAAGGUGUGAGACAUUGCUACCUGGCUCCAAUCCUGUUUUUCUAGAUUAGAAGUGUAAAGGCUGUGGCAGUUUUGGGGGCUUUUAUGUCCGUGAUCUGUGGUAGUCUCUGACUUUGAGUCUUCAGCACAGGGCCUUUCCUUCACUUUGCAUUUGGUGACUCUGGCUUCUAGCAUGACUUUCUCACAGGUUCUUUUGAGGUAUAAGCUAUUGCAUAGGUUGGCCUAGAAUUACAGCCUAGGCUGACCUCAGAUUCUUCGGAAUUCUCCUGCCUCAGGCUCCCAAGUGCUGGGAUCCCCAGGUGUGGUUGCCACACACACUUUUUUGUUGCUGUUGUUUAUUUACUGUUUUCAUGUGUGCAUGUUCACAUCUGUGUGUGGUUGCGUGUGUGUGUGUGUAUGUGUGUGUGUGUGUGUGCACAUGCCACAUGUGUGUGUUUAGCAGGAGGAUAUCAGGUGUCUUCCUGUCUCUCUCCCCGUUACUUGUUUGGAUAAGGUUGCGAUGAACCAGAAGCCUGCCAUUUGGGCUGGCUGGCUGUAGGGCUCCGGGCUCUGCCUGUCUUCAUGGCCCCAUGCUGUGUUAAAGGUGUACAUGGCCUUUUAUGUGAGCUCCGGGGAUUUGAACUCAGGUCCUCACCCUUGCGUUCUCUGCCCACUUAGCUGUCUUCGCAGGCCCUUCCUCUGUUUGUUCUCGACAGCUUUUCCAUUCCUGGAUGUUUGCUGCUCUCGAAUUUCCCUUGGAAAUUUGUCAGGACUGAGGACUCGCCCCCUGGUUCCCACAUCUGCAGCGCCGUUUCAUGUCUUCUCAUCUGCAGCGGCCAUGGACGGAUGGCUUUCUCUAGUCCCUUCCAGACCCUCCACCAACCAGUUCUCAGAGGAGAAGGGUUCUGAUAGCCAGGCGGCCACAACCUUCCUUCUCCACAGUGUCUGGCCAGCUCCCCACUGCCUGGGAGGGUGGUUUGCACACAGUGGCUCUGCAGAGCCUGUGCCAUGGAGUCAGAUCUUGGCCUGGGUGCUUUGUGCUCUGUUAGGAGCCGCUUGUCUGUGCUGGCCCCGGGCCUUGCUGCAGAAAAGUGCGUGUGGGGCUCUUUGUGGGACCCCUUAUCUCAGGGGCCACUCCGUCCUGGAGAAAAGGCAGUGGGAUCUUUUGGUCUCUAGGUACUUAGAGAUUAAUGUUUUACCAAAUUAUCAAGGCUGCAUCCACAGGUACAUACUUGUGUAAGCUUAAUUCUUCUUGUCUCAGUUUCCCAGAGAGAGCGGCUACACACGUGCUGCUUGUACGCACUUGUACACAUGCCUGUAUGUCUAAAUGUGUGUGUGCAGUUUGCUGGUUUGUCCAUGCAUGUAUAUGUGUAUAUGCAUGUGGUGCUGAGUGUCUGCUGUGCAGAUGUGUGUGCAUGCAUGCACACAGCACAGGUUUGUUCACUCUCAUGUGAUUUCCUGGCAUAUCUAUAUUUACAAUGUGCAUGCUGUAUGUGGUGUGAAUAUUUAUUUGUGUGCCGAUGUUUGUGUAGUGUUUGUGUGCCUGCGUUUGUGAGUGAGGUUUUUGAUCUGUGUGUAUUUAUGAGUGUGUGCACACAGUCUGUGGUAUGCGGUAUGUGUAUGUGUGUACUGAGGCUUGUGUUGUGAAUGUGCAUGUGUGUUUAUGUGUGGUUUCUUGGCAGCUGUGUGUCGGGGUGAGGGCAAUAUGGAGGGCAGUAUAGAGACAGUUUCCGUACCUGUCCGUGCCUUGCCCAUUUUCCAUGAUGUGGUGGUGGUGGUGGGGUCCUCUGCUGUGUCCUGCAGCUGCCUGCCUGCUCCAGAGCAGACCUGCUUUCCCUGACCUCCUGACAGAGACAUCCCCUUACCUGCGCUCCUGUGACCCCGGGAAACAGGUAGGUGACACCCACAUGGCCUGUGACAUUCACAAGCCUUCCAGGCCCCUCGGUGGAGGAGGAUGGAGGCCAUUCUUCCAGGGUCCCACACGGAGUACACAAUAGGACCCCAAGACCCUGCUGUUGUUGCUCCCCCUCACAUAUUUAAGAAAACUCUGUCCUGGCUUGGCUUUCCAUGCACAGCCACUUAGUUAAUUUGCCCAAUUAAUUCAAGCACGUUACAUCAAGACACAUAUUGCUUUGCCUCUGGGUCUUCCUGCAUCCUUGGCAAGGUCCCCUUGGGCUCUUUUAGAGGUUCAAGGUCAAGGGGACAGACUGGGAUAGACCCUGCCUCUGUUGUUGUCUGUCUUCAGCCUACCUGCUGAAGCGGGGCUACCCUUUUCACUGCUCUCCUGUGCAGAAGCUGCCUCAUAAGUUGCUACAGGAGCACAGGGAAUUAUGGGGUGAAGAGCAGAGUUCAAGGUGCCUGAGGUGUCUCCAGCUGCAGCCAAGGUUCAGGGGUACUUUAGGACCCCGUUUUUACAGAAGGCACGGUGAGACUGUGGGGACUCAGGCACUGUCCGCUGGAGAUUCGAGAGUUUGGGUGUGGGGUGCCAGAUGACCACAUCUAGAGUUUGGCCCUCGAUUUGUCUCCAGGUCUCUUUCUUCUGUUAGGAGUCUGGUGUGGAGGCCCUUCCUCGGGCUCUCCACACUGUUUGCAGAGAAGGAACCAGAUGCACACCGCUUCACCCAAGGGACAAAGCCAUCUUGACUCUCUUCCCAGAGCUGGGUGAUUGCACAUGGCUCAGUGGCCUCUGACAUGUCCUUAAGUCAGGGAGACCCACUGAUGCCCCCCAAGGAAACAUCAGGGUUGGCAGGUCUCACUGUGGCCAGGUCUGGACUGAGGUUGCUGUAUGGUCCGCCGUCACUUUUCGGGCCUUUUCCCUUUGCUCUCGGAGCUCCAGGCACAGGGCUGGCCUCUGCACACGUAACCACCUCAUUCAGCACUAGCCCUCAUCGGGAUGGCAUGGCCUAGGGGCUCCCUCACAGGCGGGCUGUCCUUGCUGGGUCAGCUGUGGCCUGCUGCCCAGACCUCCCGCUUAGAGCAUUGGGGUGGACCUUCCAAGGCCUGUAGUGUUUGUCUUUACAAGAGCGGGCUUUUGAGUGAGGCUGGGCCCCAGACCUCAUGCCAGGCAUGCCUCUGUGUCUGCUCAGCUAUGUUUCACUUCAGAGCUCUGGAAGCCUAUUGUCUGCCCAGGUUCCCCCUACGUUAAGCCGCUUUUGGCCAGGUGGCUCCUCUCCUUGCUUCUAAGCCCUGCUUGCUCAGGACACCACUGGGUGCCAUUGUAAUUCUGAUAGGUUAAAAUCUUCCUGCAGAGAUAGAACUUUGUGCUGAAUUUAUCACCCCUCCCCCGGGAUGACUUACACCUUUUAUUAGCCCAAUAACCAGUGGUGAUACCUUAGAGGAGAAUGCUCCAGCUGAUCCCAUUCACCUUUUUCCCUCUACACACGCGGAAUGAGAACAUCUGUCCCACAUCUCUUGUGAGAUAAUUUUGAUCUCAAAGAAGAGACUGUAUUUGAAGGCAGAGGGAAAACUUAAUAGGAUAGUUUAAAGGAUUUUUUUUUUUUAAUGUAGCUUCACCGUGAAAUGCAAUGGAAACUGAAAACUCUUAGCUCUCUGCUUACUUGGGGUUGUGCUUACUUUGCCUUCAGUACCUGCCAGGAUGCGGGGUCUCCCCCAAUCCAACACAGCAGUCACCUGGACACACCCCGGCUUGCUACAUGGGAGAACAGCUUUCACGAGGCGCAGAGGCCCCGUUCUGCCACUCAGUCUUUCAAUGAGCUGUGUUACUCGCAGGGGAGGAUGUGAAGAGGCAGCUGAGAGCCCAACGGUGUUGCUGGGCUCUGGCCAAGCAGAAAGCUGAGGCCUGUCAGGGAUGAUUAAAGAGCCCAGUGUUGGAAAAGAACAGGCCUUUAUGCUGGUGGUAAAAUGAUUAGAAAGUAAUAAGAAAAAUGCAGGUUUGGACAGAACAUUGUUUUGUUUAAUCAGUUCUAAGCCCAAAAGAAAAAAAAAAUGGAGUACCCUUGGAAGUAUCUUUUAUAGGGAUUACGAUAUACAUCUGAACAUUUCUCUUGGCCAGUUUACGAGCUUAGCAUUUAAGAGGAAGGGGGUAGGUGAGUCUCUUUCUCUAUUCCUCAUGUCUGAUGAGGCAAUUUCUCUAAUGGGAACCAGAAGUAGGGGGAAAAAACGAGUGGGGAGCAGGCUGGUGUGGGCAGGCACCCGUGAGGGGGUGGAGAUCCGGCAAAGCACGGUGGGCUCUUCUUUUGGCUGCGUGGUCUGGGGAGGGCUGGGGCUUACUAGAUGAGGAAAGGGGAUACCCAGGACUUUACAAGGCGAUAUGGGAAUCUGAGGAAAGUGAGACUUUUGCUGUCCUAAAACGUUUCUGGGGAGAGAGUGGGCAGGAUGGCAUUGUGGAAAAGCAGAGGCCUGGAGGUGUGCCUGGAAGAUGUGGGAGACAGAGGUGGGCUGUGAAUCUGCUUAGCAUGCUGGCACUGGCAAGGUCGGAUGGAAGUCUGAGGUGCCACGGUCCGAGUGGGGUGUGGUUUUGUCAGGCAGGAAGUGAUCUGUAGGAAGUUGACCUCCAGAGGCAGGGAGACAGCUUGGAAGGCCUUCCCUACCUGAGACCCAGCUUCUAUUGAUUGGGUCCUAUGGAUUUUUAUCUUUUCUGGAAACAUUAAACAUUGAUGUUUGUCAAAAGUGGAGGCCGGUUGGAUAUUCUUGAAUGAUUUGGAGACUUUUGACAUGUGUUAAUGAUGCUUAAGCAAUUCCAGUUCUCACAUGUUUGUUGGGAGUUACUGGUAUGGGUGGGUAAGGGACAUGAGCUUCUAUUGACAAACAACUGAACUGAAGACAAAGGGGAGAGGAUGUCUUUCUCUGCUUCAGUGCUCUUAUAUAGCAUUUUCCCCAGUGUUAAAAACAUUCCAUUCUGCAUAGAAACACAUUAAGAUGUUAGUGCCUCCUUACCGCUCAGGAAGCGCACAACUCAGAAGUCUCAGGAAGUCCCUGAAACUUAUGCAAUGCACAAAGUCCCUCCCUCUCUGAGGUUAUAUAAACAGUAAGGAUGGCUGAGGAGAGGAGACCCUACCCCAUGGGAGCUGUCUGUAAGCUAUUCAGAGCUCCUAGGUCUAGCAUGGAGCUAGUCAUCACCUAUGUGGAUGGGCUUUCAGUUAUGCAGCUGCCUUUGAGUCAUCCACACACUUGUAACUAAUCCCUACUCAUACUUCCUUUUAGUAACCCCUAUAAACUUCUUCAUUCAGGUAGAGUCAUAUCCUUUAAGCACCCAUGCCUUGGGACCUGCUUCUGCCAGCCAGGCCCCUCCUCCCGAAGGCUCUACAACCUUCCAAACUGAAGUCUGAAGAACAUCAGGUUCAAACCACAGUAAGGCUAAAAGCUGCAGGACUGUGCACUUGAAAAUAGUAUAUUUUGCAUUGUGUAUCUCAUAACCACAAUUUUAGGUGGAGGAACUCUCUGAAUGUGAUGAGGCAGUUGGUCUCUGGGGGAUUGGGAUAUGGUUUGAAGGCAGGGUAAGCUGCCUUGAGGGGUCUCAGGUAUAGAUAUCUUGUAUUACACAUUGCAGUGUUAGGUCUUGUCUGCCUAGAAGUGGCUUCUAAAAGGAGAUUAGAUGUGAAAGGCGUUUGUCAGUUAUUUCCUGUGGUGUCAGAGUUGAGCAGUGUGUUCCAUAGUGUUGGACACGGGCUCUUCAUUUAGUCUUUGGUAUCUCAUACCAAGCAGAAGUUGACAGCAUUGGUCAUUCUACUUUAUGUCACAGAUAAGGGAGGCGUGGAGGAAAGGCCUCAUACUUAAGUCCCUCCAAUGAAGGGCUGGAUACCACUCUGAGCAUUUCAUGUAUAGUAAAUUCACUUGGUUCCUUUGACAACCCUUGUCAGUUAUCCCAGUAGACACAUAAGGAAACAGAGGCACAGGCAAGAGAAACGGGCUGCCCAAGGUCAGAGCCCAUGUCAAGACGUGAAGGAUGCAGACAACCUGUAGCAUAAUUUUCGGGGCUGGCUGGUGGGGCCAUUCACCCUACAGCCCAAAGGAGCUGCGUUUCAGGUGUGGAACCUCUCACAUACAGAAGCCUUCACUAAUCAGUUGCUGCCUUAUCGAAGUGCUAAGCUGUGUGACGACAUUUACUGUGAGGUAGUAGACCGCUGAGAGAAUGAACACUUAAAGAUACAGACGCAAACAUCUUGCAUAGCAUUCAGCAAGCAAAAUAUGCUGAAGUGUUAAAGGGACGACAUUGAAACGCUUGUCUAAAAAUUUAAAGUAGUUCAGCAGGUAGGAAAACCAUGUGUGUUUGUGUGUAUGCUGUGUGUGCAUGUACGAUGUGUGUGUGGAGGGCUACAUUCAUGUGUACAGAUCAGAGUCAACAUCCUCCUAUGAGGGCUCUCACCUUUCAUCUUGAGAUGGUGGGGGGAGGGGAGAGGGGAAGCAGAUUUUGUUGUUCAUUGCUGCAUGGACCAGUGUGGCUGGUGCUUGAGCUCCCUGGGGCUUCGGCUGUCUCCAGUUCUCUUCUUCUCAGAGCUGACACAUCUGACCUUUAUGGAGCUUCUGAGUUCUCACACAUAGGCUUGUACAACUUCUGGAGCCUGGUUUGUAUGGGGCAAUUCUUUGAAUCGGGGUCAGGUGUGUGUGUGAGAGAGAGAGAGUUUACUCCCAGGGGAAUAUAUUAUUGCCACAGCUCCCAUCUUUCCUCUAUCACUAAAUAUUGAGGGGGGACCGGUGAUGGUCUUCUUUUAGGGCUAAGUGGUUCCUUAUAUUGGGGGGUGACUCUUUUUCUGUCAAAGGGUGGAGACCUGUUGAACAGAGGGCAAAGUCGCUUGGUGUCUAAUUUAACAAAGGUUCUUGAUAACCAGGGAAGCAAAUUUGCAGCAUACACACCUGAAAAGAGAUUAAAGGCCCUGUUGCCUUCCUAUCAUCCCCUUUUCACAUUGAGGGCAAUGCUGAAGAAAGAAAAAAAAAAAAACACAGAAUGCCUACAGGCAAGUCUAGUGACAAAUAUGUCAUCAUUUCUAUUAGAAAAACAUCUCAGGAGCUGCAGAGAUGGCUCAGCGGUUAAAAGCCCGUUCUUCCAGAGAACCCAGGUUCAAUUUCCAGCACCCAUAUGAUGGCUCAUAACUGUAAGCUUAACCACUAAGUAUUCUCUCCAGUUGUUUUUUCUUUGGUUGGUUGGUUGGUUGGUUGGUUAGUUGGUUUCAUUUUAUUUAAGACAGGGUCUCACCAUAUAGUUCUGACUGUCCUGGAACUCACUCUGUAGACCAGGCUGGCCUCAAGCUUGUCAGAGACCCACCUUUUGCUACCAACAGAGUGCUGGGAAUAAAGGCGUACUCCAUCACGCCUGGGCUAUCCAUUUGCAGAGGAGGGCAGGUAAUUUCUGAAGAAUCAAUGUUUACUUGGCCUGUAGUUUUGAAGCAUGAGUUCAAAUGUGACCGCCGUUUUUUUGGUGAGGCCUUUCGAAGUGGAUGACACUCUGCAAAUCCCAUGAGAGGUUCAGAGAGCAUUGUGUAGCUUGAGACAGGGGACAUCUUCAAGUGGGUGAUUCUUUAUUUCUCUUAUUUUCUCGAAAGACUUCCACUUACACAUAUAGCUCAGCAGUCUGCUCUUCUACAGUGGAGCCCCAGAGCUUAACGGUGAGGGCGAGGGCUGUGCAGUUGGUAUCUCACUAGCUACAGCCCAGCUGCCACGACCAGUGUUUCUUCCAGAAAUACCAUUUCAAAUGAUCUGUGUCAGGCAUAGAAUUGUGAUGUCUGCCCCAAAGCAGGCAAGGAAAUGGCUCAUGAGAUAAAAGGGCCCCCUUUCCAGUUGGAAGAACCGUGGGAUCGCCAGAAUGGAGUCAGUGUAUGGACCUUGCUCUUUGGCAUCCAUUCAUUGGUCUGAAGCUGAGUGAGUGUUCUCUGAGCUGUGAUCACUGUCAGCUGGAGAGAUCUUCAGUGGCACUCCUUGAGGUUUCGGGUGGGCAGAACCACCUCUGUGUGCCUCUAGGAGCCCCAAGCCAGCCUUGGCCCGCAAGUGGAGGUGGGGCUGGCUGGGACCAGGUGGCUGAGGACAGGAAUGAUGCUGUGCUCCCACACCGUCAGGCUUUUGGGUUUCUCGCUUGGUUCUGUGGGAAUGGUAGCUGUUGCAGGAAGAUACCUAGCCUGGCUGACACUGUGGGUCUUUGAGAGCCAGCCUGUUGGCCCUACCGGCCUGUGAGGCACCCUACAGGCAGUCUUUGAGAGCUGUUCCAACUUCUGGUUUUCCCUUUGGACUUUCCCAUAAACUGAGGGAAAGAGGUUCUCAGUUUUCUGACUGGCCACUUGGCUUCUUGGCUGGAAUCUGUCCCUUCUGGAGUCCCUUUCUUCUCUUCCCUGGGUCUCCAGCUGUGAACCGUCAAGGAACAAAUGCUAGGGACUGUGUAGAGGACCAUCUGUGUGUUCUAGUUCAGCUCAGUGGGUGCAUGGCUGAAGGAAUAGUGGCCCUCACGCCCCAGCGCUGGGCCAGGGUCUGGGUCUAAACCAAGACUGCUCAGGGGCUUGCUUCUGUGUGGCAGAAGGGGUCUUCCUGUGUGUGUCAAACAUGCAUAACAACCUUCCUCCUCUCUUUCUGGAGGCUCUAUAGAGGGUGCACAAAGGUUGAGACUGUGAGAGUAGGUGCAGGUCUGAUCAGCUCUUUCCAAAGCCUGAUUUUAGAUACCCUCUGUCUGAAGUUGCCUUUGGUGUUUGGUUUUGAAACACAGUCUCUGUCCAGGCUGGCCGCCAACUCACUUUUUAGGUCGACCUCUGAGCUCUGGUCCUCCUCCCUCCACUUUGCCCAGGGAUGGGAUCACCGUUACGCACUAGGCCCGCUCUAUGUGGCAUUGGCAAUCAGACCCAGGGGCUUCUUCGUGUCAGCCAUGCACUCCACCAAUGCCCUUACAUCCCCAGCCACGGCUUUUGUGUUUCUGGAUGCUCAUGCGAUGCUCUAUUGGCUGCAGAGUCUAGUAGCAUCUGCUGGACCACCCUAGUUGUCGGUGGCUUUGCCAGGAGUCACAGAGAUGGAGGAAAGGUGUUGGAGGUGGUUUCUGUCUGUGUCUUCAGUGGGAGCACCAGCAGGCUCUGGGCUCAGAUUACCUGACAAAAGAGAUACCUUCCCCCCACCCCCACCCCGCCUCUUCCACUGUUUAAUGAACCAUGUGGCCACCAGCUGUGAUGAUAGGCCUUUCUUGACAGCACCCAUAAGCAACAGUGGCCACACAGAUUCCAGGCAGGGACCUUCAUAGAGUGUCCUCCGGCAGGUUUUGGCUCGCCAUGCACAGCAGCCCCGGAGGGAGGGACUCCCAGCCUGUCGCCCCUUCUCUUCUGCUCAGAGUUGGGAGUGGGGCCAGCACUUGGCAGCUUGCUUAGGACCAAGCAUUACUGCUCUCAGUAAGUAUCCUGGGGCCUCUGAGCCAUCUGCCAAUUUCCCUUUUACUGGUGAGGUGUGGGGGAGCCAGGCCCAACUCUCUCUUUUAUUACAGUCUCUCUUCCAACCAAGGAGAGCCUGUGGUCCUAGGGAGAACCUUCUUGCUGUUCAGAGCUAGUGAGCAAAGAAAAAUGGACAAAGCUGUAAACAUUCAAACUGGGAAAGAACGCCACCAAGCUGCCUGGACUUGUCCUGCCCUCGUCACCAGCUCAUCUUCUUUGGUGAAGAAUGAAGUCUGCUUCCUGAGCAGAACACACCCCAAGAACUGGGUCCACCUAGGGCUUCCGGUUUCUUCCUAGUCAAUUGAUGGGUUACCUCAUCUCCUGUUCCCACAGGGACAUGGUUUGUCAGGUCCUUUUUGAGGAGGUAAGGAGCAUCCUCUCUGCCUUCCUCCCCUCCUUGCUAGCCUUGCUGGUGUCUGCCUGCACUGGACAGGGACUUAGGUCAAGGAGCCCCUCAGUGUCUCCACAAGACACACGGCCAUUGGCCCUCGCUGGAAGAGGACUUCAAGCGUAACAAAAGGUCUCCUUCUUGCAGAGCAGUGGCUUGGCUUGUUCUUAAAGUUCCCUUAAGCCCAUAGUCACUUAGAAAUGGAGCAUCUGGUUCUAUAAAAAGCAGCUGGCAAGGGGUUGACCUUGAGGAGAUCCCCAAGUCAAGAAAUGAGACCUCCAGGAAGUAGCUCUUUGUCUAGUGCUGACAAGAUGUAUACAAAGGGAGUUCUGCUGGAGGAUAGUGGGGUGUGCCCAGUCGCCCAGAGCCUUAGGGCAACUUCCCAGCAUCUGGAACAGUGAAGUUUCCAUCCAGGUAAGAGGUUUCUACCCAGCAUGGAGGGGAGGGUGUGAAGGAGGCCCAGAGAGGCCAAAUCCUGUGAACCGAUGUCCUGUCUGGCUUUCAGGUAACAACGACAAAGGAUUGCUGUUAUCAUAAGGCUAGAAUGGGGGGGGGGCAGAGAGAGAGAAAGAGAGAGAGAGAGAGAGAGAGAGAGAGAGAGAGAGAGAGAGGAGAGAGGGCCUUCAUCAGGUCUUAGAGUCAUUCCCUCUGAAAUAUUACAUACUAAGUUAGAAUAAUCCCAAACCCGAAAAGCAAGAGGCUUCCCUCCAGUAUAGUCCACCUUCCCUCAGGAUGACAGCCAAGUCCCAGCCCUGGGGGCGUUCUCUGAGGCCUUUCCUCUGUGGGUCCGCCGUGGGAGCCAGGGACAUUAAAAACUGCCUUCCUGGGGAUUGUGAAGGGGUUGAAUUUCCUGACCGUCCUGGAUAAAAGGAACACAGGCAGUCUCUCCACCCUGAGAGCUGCUGGUGUUGGUAUUUACGUAUUCCCAGGGCUCCUCCUGGGGCUUUUAAAUGUUAAGUAAUGGGUUCGUGACCUCUGGUGAGAAGAAAGAUGGCCGGCAGGUAAAGUUAUCUCUCCCUUUCAUCUGUUUAAUCUCCCUGCUUCAGGCAACACACUGAGAGCCCUGCAAUUACACCCUUCCUACCCCCAGACGGAAAACCUAAUUUUUUUUUUUUUUUUUUUAAGGAGAGACACUUUUUCCCAGGAUGGAGUUAGAGAAGCUGCUGCCUCAGGCGCUUCCUACCCCUCUUGCACAACCCAGAGGAAAGGCGAUGGGACAAAAAGGAAGCUUACCCUCAGCGUGGGGAAGGCUGGAGAUGUAUCUUAGGUGUGGGGAGAAGAGAAUGCAGAGAGAGCCUGGGGUUGGGCUGUGGACUACACAGAGCCUGCUGCGGAGCGAGUCCACGAGGUAGGGGAAGACCAUGCCCGGUACCAUGAGGCAGAGCUGAUGAUGAUUAGAACCCGCUGUGUAGACAGAUGUGAUGACGCAAGCCUCUCAACUUCAGCUCAGGCCACCCCGGUCUUGUUUCGAAUCUCUUGAGGUUAUGGACACUUUCCUUAGAAAUUGCCCGUCCCUCCCAGCAGCGGUGGGAGGCGGUGGACCCUCCGCAGUUCUAGUGAUGAUGUCUUUCCCCACCUCACAUUUUGGUGAGGGCUCCAGUCUUCUUUCAGGUCCUCUCUCACCCAGGCAUUUGGCCCUCUCCUUUGUGUCUUGAGUAACACCCCUGUGCAGUAGCCCAGGCCCAGGUGGCUGGAGACACAGGCUGCCCAGAGGGGGAUGCUCUUGAGGCUGCCUCACCCCUGGAGUGAUGAAGACCUAUUGAGAAGGCAGGCUUUGUUCAGCGCAGGGUGCUGGGCCAGCCUGAGUGCCUGACCUCGGCCCUGUCACCAGCCUCCUCCUAAGAGGCAGAGGCAUCUUUGUUAACCCCUUUGACCCCUUUGUUCUCCUCCUCCCUUUGUUCUGGUGAAGACUGCCUCCUUGGAGGGGGCCACUGACAAAUGGGGCGAAGGAAGCUACAAAGCUUGCUCUUGGGACUUUCCUGCAGAAGGUGGGCUCAGAGCUUCUGCGAACGACCUGUUCUGCCUUCUGGGCUCUUGUUAGCUUGUUCUGUUAGAAGGCUUAGUGAGCCUUCCCUGGCAACACAAAAACUACCCUGCAAAGGCAGUAAAACGGGCUCCCGAUCCAUUAAUCACCUCUGCAGCACGGGACACUGUGGCUCAGUUUAGAAAAUGUGCUUUAAAAGGGUCCGCAAUCUUUCCAGACUUAACUCAGGGCAUGCAAAUUUCCAGCUGGUUAAGUCCUGACAUUCACUUAAGUGGGGAAAACCCCCACGUUUUAGCAGACUGGAAGUGGAAGCGAGCUCUUUCCAUGGCGGGAGUGGUCUUGGCUGGGACCAGCAGCGCCAGCGCUCCAAAGCUAAGGUUCCAGCCAAAAAGCCAGGAGAGGAACCAGUUCCAUAGACCUGCCAGAUGCUGACAGAUGCAGUCAGAUGGAGGGGUGUGAUUUAGGGGGCCCCUUCAGCAGUACCAUGUAGACAGCAUUGAAAACUGUCUUUGAGGAUGGGAUGCAGCUCAGUGGUGCAACUUUUACCUUGUCUGUGGGAGGCCUGGGCUCCAACCCAGCACCUCAAAUAACCCCCAAACUGCCCCAGAAAGAUGGGUUUUGGGCUCAGAGGACUGAGGCUUGGAUUUCAGCACCCAUCUGUAGUUCUAAUCCCCAACCCCUUCCCCCGGUAUCUGAAGCCUUCUCCUUUGACCUCGAUGCUCCACAGCAACACUCGAGCACGUCUGUGCACGUACACCCCCCCCCCCCCCCAGAGAAGCAGGUGUGGAGACUAGAGGCUGAGAAACACUGCCUUUCUGUCUCUAGAAGACCUGCUUUUUCUUUUCCUUAAAAAAGUGAUCAAGGGUGAAUGGGUUGUUUGUAACCCUUGGGGGUGGGAGGCUCAGUUAGGCAAUGAGCACAGUAUCUUCCUCUGGCCUUCCUGGAAGAAUCUGGUGGGUCACAACGUCUGCCAGCAAACAAAUGUUGGAUCUAGAGAACUUGUCAGAGAAAGUAAAAGAAUCUGUUUUUUUAAAAAAAAAAUGAGGUAACAAAGCUCUGGCUUUAAGAGGUGGGGCCCGGGAAGGGUAUACUUAGUCCCUUGUGGGGCCUGAUCCCUUAAGACGGGACGCUUCUGGGGUUUGCAUUGCAGUGGGUGUGACAGUGCUUGGUGUGUCCUGGGAUGGAUGGAGAUGAUGUGCAAAGCACAGCUCCCUUCCCACCUCGACCUGUGGCACACGUGUGUGUAAGGCAUCUCCUCCUACAAGUGCAGCCUGAGGUCCUGUUUGUUGUCACCACCCACGCUCCUUUCCUUUGUCAGUAGUUUUGCACGGCCUUUGCGGCCACUUCCUCUCGGGUUUGCUUGUUAGAGGAAAAUGUGCUCCGCUCUCUGUGUGUGCCGUGCGUCUCCACGGUGAGCGUGGGUGUCUGCGUGUUGGAAGCCAGAGCUAAAGCUCGGGCGUCUUUCUCAUUCCUUCUGUACCUUGUCUUUUUGAACUAGGGCCUCUCACGGAAUUUGGAGCUUACCCUCUCAGCUGGACCGACUGGCUGGUGAGCUUUGGGGGACCACCUGUCUGGCUCCACAACACACAUAUUGAGGACACCUGGGCCUUUCAUGUGCAAACCAAUAUCCUCAUGCUCGGUCCUCAUGUGCAAGCCCCUAACUAACUGGGGCACCCCCUGCAGCCCUGAACUACAGUUAGGAGUUUCCUGGAGGAGUCUGAGACUUGCUGGCGUUAACUUUUCUCCCGUGGGGGAGCGAAGGCCCUUCCUUCUGCACAGGCCUCAGGGACAAGGAUGAAGACCUUGGGUUAAAGUUUCACAUGUGUUCUGAGUGCCUUGUUGGGGGCCAGCCGAGUGUGCCAGGGAGCUUGUGGAAUCCUAGGGGUGAACAUGUCCAGGUGCCUCACAUUUGACAGGAUAACAAGCUGGCUUAUUUGGGAGAAGGGGGAAGGUUGGUUGGUGUGGUUCUGGUAAGGAGCUAGUGAGAACUGGCCUCUGUCUGGGAGGCCAGCUGCUCGCCCGUGGAAAAGGCUGGGCAUGGCCACGUGAGUGGGAGACCCAGGGACCUUUGUGGUCUCCUGGGCAAGGUUCACUCGUUCUUCUUCCUCCUUCUUUCCCCUUGCCCACAUGUGAAUUUAGUGAACGCAUAUCAUUAAAGUGUUACUCUGGUAUUCCUCCCCACCCCAAGCCAUUAAAGGACUUAUCAGGCCUUUUGUUGGAGAAACGCAGGGUUAGUGCGGGGACCCUGUGGCACUCUAAACACUCUGGAAGCCCUCUUAAAACUCCAGGCUUAAGUAAAUUAUGGGUUCCCCACCCUUAGAGCCUCUUUGUUGGCCUCCUUUUGAUGAGAAAAUAAUUGAUUAUCUUUGGGGUUCCUAAUCCCUGGAGGUAUUUAUAGCCUUUUCUCUGAGCUGAGGAGCAGUUUGCAAGUUCAAUCUAAUUACAGCUGUGUCAGUGCCGCCCCAGGCAGGGGCAGGUACUGGGGCACCAAGGUCCUUCCUCCUGGCUCAGCAGAGCUCGGAACCUGAGAGACUGCAGAGGAAACAGGAACCAGGCAUCUAGGCGUGCUUUGGAGACACUGAGGCUCUGGUUCCAGCCCGGUGCCGUGAAGUGUAUAUCCCAGGAAAGCUAGUCACACAGGGUUUCUGAUUUCCCAGUGCAGUAUGAAAGGUAUGUGUGUGGGUGCUCAUUUGUGCAAUGUGGAGGGGACACAUAGGCGAUUUCCGGUGCUAUUCCUCAGGUACGCUCCACCUUUUCUUUCUAAAAUGACAAGAUCUUUUUAGUGGCUUGGGGCUUACCUGUUAGGUUAGGGGAGACCCAGGGAUCCCUUCCUUUGUCUCCCACUCCCCAGCACAGCUAUUAAUAAUUGUACCACCAUGUCUGCCUUUUAAAAAUGUUUAUUAUUAUUAUUAUUAAUUUUUUUUUAAAAGACAAGGCUGGCCCUCCUGGCUCUCCUGCAACUCACUACAUAGAACUCACAAAGACCUGCCUAUCUCUGCCUUCCAAGAGCUGGGACUAAAGGUGUGCGCUACCACAGCCUGGCUCCACGCCAGCCUUUUUGAUGUGUCUUUUCGAGAUGGAACUCUCAGGCUUGUAACACAAGAGCGUUACUGACAACCGUCUCCUCAACCCCGAGUUUGAGCAAUGUUCUGAAUCCUUUCUUGUCAUUUCAAGCUUAUCAUGGUCUCUUCCCUCAGAAUAGACCCAAGUCAAGUAACCAGUUUCUUUGUUCAUUCGCGACAAGCCACCCCUCACCGGUGGUUCCCCAUGGUCUUCCUUGUGCUUCCUUUCCUGUCUGUAGUGACCUCCUCCACUGGAGUCUUGACCUCCCCAGAGUCAUCUGUGAGGGUUGGAGGGACUGUCUUCCUGUCCAUCGCAGGCUGUUGCUCCUGCCCCUCACACAUGUGCUUAGAAUCUAGGAUGAUGGAUCCUUUCUGGAAGGGUCUCGGUGCCCCUACCCAGGUCCAGCAGAAAGCUCACCCUCGGUGUCCCUGGCUUGUUGGUCCACAGUGAGACUGUCCAGUUCAUCCUGAUGGACUAGCCGUGGCCACAGGAGUGUGAGGCGGCGGUGGCUGCAUUGCACUCACAUUUAAGAAGCAGAGGGAUGGAUGGUUGAUGUUCACCCUCCUUUCUCCUUCUCUUUCCGUCUAGGACCCCAGUCACUGGGCUGGCACUGACCACUGACCACUUCCCCGUCAGCUGACCCAGAUAAUGUCCAGAAAUCCGUGGCUUCAGUGAUUCUAAAUUCUGUCAACUUCAUAAUUCAUCAUCGCGGACUGCUUAGCUCAUGGACUGCUGAAUGGUGUAAAGGUGUGAAGGACAUGCACACAGUAGUCUCUGUGUGCCUCCGUCAGAGCUCUUGGGUCAGGCUUGUUGGCAGUUUUCAGUCCUUGGAAGGAAAUUUAGCCCCCACUUUUGUUUUUGUCUUGACAGUGAGCCUGAAAUAUUUAGUAAACCACUGUGUGCGGUCUUCUGACUUUGAUUCCCUAAUGUAACACAGCCACUGUUGUAAAUUUAAAAAAAAAAAAAAGUGUUGGGCUAUAUAUUACUUAUUAUCUAAGAUUAUCACAGUGAUGUUAUUUAACCCACUAUCACAGAUAACAAGAUACAGACACCUGUUAGAUUUAUUAAUUGCUUAUUUACCUGGGGCUGGGCAGAUAUUUCACUUCCAUUGUCUCAGUAGCCUCACCGUCCAUCUCCCUGCCCCAUCCAAUGUCAUCUACCUUAAUCCUCCUCAUCUAAACUAUCUUCCAUCCAUAAUCCCAUGGUACCUGCUUGUAUUAUUCAUCUGGACCUUUUUACAUCAUUGUUGGAGUCUUUUCUCCUCUAGGCCCACAUGAUUUCUUCUCCAUGCUAACCCAUCAUGGCAUCCUCCUUUCUCCUCUCUUCCUGUCUCCUGUGAUUCUCUCUGUCCUCUCCAAGCCCAGGAACCUUAUCCACACCUCCCCAUUCGGCCCUGCCCAGGUAUAGGCUAUUUAAUUAGCCAAUCAGGUUUACAUACAUGGAUAGGUGUACCCAGAUCUUGAAGGCUAGCGGCAUGCAUCAGACCAACCUCCAACAGGCCACAGUGGAUUUAAUGUGAUUCUUGAGGGCCCAGGUCACUGCUGCAUUGGUCCAUCACAGUGGGCCUGAGCUUUGAAGCCUAAAAACCAGUCCUUGGCUUCUCCCCUCUAGCUGUGAAAUCCCUAGAUGGCUUCUUCUUCCAGCAUGAGUCAGUUUUAUUAACACUGAGAGGUGUGGCUUGGUAUGGCUAUCUUUAUCGAUGGCCCUAGCUUGGUGUUCUGGAUGACUGCCUUGGCUUCUACCCUCUGCUUCAUCUUGCACCUUUUAUGUUAGGAGGCGGCUGCCUUCUUUGGAGCUCACAGCCAGCUUCCUCAUCUGCAGCUUCCUCAUCUCUUUGAGUUGGUCCUCUGUGGUGGGAGAGGAAGUUAAGUCAUUGGGGCUAUGCCCUGGGAGGGGAUGCUGUGACCCAGUCCCCUCUGUACUUUUGUCUUUGGGUCCUAGUUGCUGUACAGUGAGUAUCUUCGUGCCUCACAUGUUUGGUCGUGAUGUGAUUCCUCAUCCCAUGCUUGAAUGAAGCAACUGGGCUAACUGCCUGUGCACAGAACCUGGAAACUGUGACCCCCAAACAACUUUUCCUUUUUUUAAGUUGGUGGAUCCUCACGUAUUUUGUCACAGUGGUAGAAAGCUCACCAUCAUGCCAUACUCAUCCAUGUGCUGGAGAUUUCCUGCUCUGCAGCAGGGCUUGCAAUUCUUGACCUCAGAGUGAGGGUGGAGGGCGGAGGGCUUUCUCUCUUUUUUGAUUGAGUUCAAUUGUGAUGAGGGCUUGGGGCCAUCCCUGGGCCGGAAGCUGUGUCAGCCACCUUCCAGGUGUCAGCUAUCACAUUUCCAUGCCACAACUUGAUUUUUUUCACAGGCAAGGACAGGAUUAUAGACUGUAAGUCUUUGUGAAGCCAAAUCACACACCCUUCAGACCACUCCAACAAGACCACCAGCUGCGGUCUGGCAGAGUCCCUCCUCCUUUUCAAAUUUGUCAAAGGUAAUUUACAGCUUGAAUUUUCAGGGGCGAACACAGCUUCCCUGAAGGCAUCUCUCUGUGGAACAUAGCUCCAGACCCUGGGAUUCCACUGCUUUGCAGUGGGUGAAUUAUAUGCUGUCGGUGUAGCCCAUGGUGUUGCCCCAGCAGGCACAAUAUUACCCUGUGAAGAGGUGUGUGCGCCUACCAACCAUGGCUUACACACCUCCCUUACCCAUGCCUGGGGUCCCAGCAGAGCCAGACCCUGGUAUACCUUGAGGAGAGAGAGAGAGAGAGAGAGAGAGAGAGAGAGAGAGAGAGAGAGAGAGAGAGAGAGAGUUUGCUGUGGUUGACCAGGAGUGAGCUGAAGAACAGGAGGUCCCCUACAGACCCAUGAUAGGCAAAGACCUAUAAAGACCUCUGGUACCUCCUCAAGGCUUCCAGUACAGCGAGCAUCGGGAAUCUCAGAGUUCAGUCCUUACCCUUCAUGGAAAUGACAAGGGCUCUCUUGUGCUAACCCGACACAGGAACUAUACGUGAGUUUCUGUGACAGUCCACAGCUAGAGAACGUCCCACUCAAUUUAGGCAAGGAAGCUCUCCUCACACAGACUUCUUCAAAGCACAUGAAGAAAGUGAACCAAUCUGAUCAGGCAAGUAAGCAAAGAAUGAGCGACAGAUCUUUAGACUUUUGUAGAACUAUGAAAUUACCUUCUGGAGAAUCAUUCUGUUAUUGAUUGUUGGGUGUCUUCGUUAGGCUUUCAUUGCUGUGAAACCAAGGCAACUCUUAAAGAGAAAAAUUUAAUUCAGGGCUGGCUUACAGUUUUAGAGGUUUAGUCCAUUACCAUCAUGGUGGGAAGCACGGCGGUGUCCAGGUAAGCAUGGUGCUGGAGGAGGAGCUGAGAGUUCUACACUGGGAUCGAAGGCAGCCAGGAGGAGACUGGAUUCCACCCUGGGCAUAGCUUGAGCACAGGAAAUUUCAAAGUCCGACUCCACAGUGAUGCACUUCCUCCAACAAGGCCAUGCCUCCUAAUAAUGCCACUCCUCAGGAGCCAAGCAUUCAAACCCACGAGUCUAUGGGGCCAUGCCUAUUCCAACCACCACACUGUAACAACACUACUGUAUGACGUAGGGGUAUUUUGGAAAUGAUGGUGUUUUUUUGUGGACUGGUGUGUACCCUCACAUGUGCAAGCAUGGAGGCCAGAAACGAUGCUGAAUGUCUUCCUCUAUCGCUGUCUACCUUAUUUUUCAUUAAAUCUUUUUUAGAUUUAUUUAUUUUAUGUGAAUGACCAUUUUGUUUGCAUCUGCAUAUAUGUCCUGUAUGUGGUCCUAAUCUCUAUGUAGCAUCAGGUCCUCUAGACCUGGAGUUACAGAUGGUUGUGAGCCACCACGAGGGUGCUGGGAAUUGAACCCAAGUCCUCCGCAUGAGUAGCUAGUGCUCUUAAGCACUAAGCCAUCUCACCAGCCCUCCCUACACUAUUUUAAAAAAACAGGGUCUCUCACUGAACUCACAGCAGCUCACUGACUGCCCCGAUUUGCUGACUGUUGACCUCCAGGGAUUCCCCUGUCUCCUCCCACUUCCAACCCCAGGGCUGCUCAUGUCUGGAUUUAUGAGAGUAUGGAGGAUCUGGACCCAGGUCCUCAUGCUAGCACAUCAAACUCUUUCUUACUGAGCCAUCUCCUCAGUCCUGAAAAUGUUUUGUGUCACACACUUGUGGGUUCCCCUACAGCUUCAGCAAGGUGCUGCUGUGCUGGGCUACCUGCAGGUUUGGUGUGGCUGGGCUAGACCAUGGUCAUUGUUUCAAAACUAGGCAGCAGGCUUCCUUCCUCUGAGAAGUCCAAGGUGGGCUCUUUACACGGUUUGGUUUCUUCAUGAUGUAGCAAACAGGUUCCAGGGACUCUUCUUGGGUAUUUUAAAAAUAGCGAGUGGACUCUGGGCAGUUAGAUUCCAUUCUGCACUGUCAAAGGGCCAGUUCCUUUCCACGUGGCUCAUAGCAAGUCCUGCUGUGAUUCUUAGGGAAGUUGCUGCUGACAAGGGUGAGCCAGAGUGACCUUGCAGAAGAACACAUAACCCAGAGACCCCGGAACAGCCUUCUCUGGAAAGCAGUGUGUCAGAUGGCAAGGCCAAUGCUGACUCUCAAAGCCCUUUGAGAUAGGUGCUGACACUCGUGUUCCAUCAUGUGGACACACACAGCCUUUCCGUUUGUGAGUGGGCUCCUUCAGUAUUCAAACACCUUUUAACUGGUGCCUGUUGUGUGGCCUUGUGACGAAUAAGAUGAAAUAGGCGGAUAAAAAGAGAGUUCAACAUGAGCAAUGGUUUAGAUAGGGGACAGAGUGAGGUCUUUAUACAUAGUGUGUGCAUAUGUGUAUGUGUAAUAUAUGCCAUAUAUAAUUUAUGUAUCGCCUUUCAUCUAUAUGUGUGUGUAUAUACAUAUAUGUGUGUGUGUACAAUAUGUAUUGUGUUCUCUGCACACGAUGGGGACUAAUAUGAACCCAGAGGAAGUGUUACUGUCCUGAGGAAAGACAUCAGGGUAGAGCUGUCUGUGAGAGCUGUUGGAGAUAGCACAGGAUACCCCACCCUGAGCUGUUCUUCCCGAGCUCCAGAGAAGUCAAAAUAGGCAAGGCCAGCUGUGGCCGGGCAAAGUCCUCUGAUGUAGACCCUGGUACUGGCCUAAAGGGGCUGCUUUCAAGCAUCAAGAGCCAUUGUUUGACCUGUAGAAAGAAGCUGCUUUUUGUUUGUGUCACAGAGCUUGUAUUUACUAAAGGAGGCUGAACUCUGCCAAAAACAUCUCAGACACAGAAGUUUGUUUUGAUCCCACUAGUGUCACUGAGAUAAGUAUUUUCCACAGCUGUGCAGCGCUGUUCCACACUGGCUUUGCUGAGGCCCCACCCGACAUCCCUGUGCAGUGUGAUGACAUCCCUGUGCAGUGUGAUGACAUCCCUGUGCAGUGAGACAGUCUUGUGCAGUGAGACAGCCUUAUGCAGUGUGAUGAGGUCCCUGUGCAGUGAGGCAGCCUUGUGCAGUGAAACAGCCUUAUGCAGUGUGAUGACAUCCCUGUGCAGUGAGAUGAUGUCCCUGUGCAGUGAAACAGCCCUGUGCAGUGUGAUGACAUCCCUGUGCAGUGUGAUGAUGUCCCUGUGCAGUGAGACAGCCUUAUGCAGUGUGAUGAUGUCCCCGUGCAGUGAGACAGCUUUGUGCAGUGUGAUGAUGUCCCUGCCCAGUGAGACAGCCUUAUGCAGUGUGAUGAUGUCCCUGCCCAGUGAGACAGCCUUAUGCAGUGUGAUGAUGUUCCUGUGCAGUGUGAUGAUGUCCCUGUGCAGUGAGGCAGCCUUGUGCAGUGAAACAGCCUUAUGCAGUGUGAUGACAUCCCUGUGCAGUGAGAUGAUGUCCCUGUGCAGUGAAACAGCCCUGUGCAGUGUGAUGACAUUCCUGUGCAGUGUGAUGAUGUCCCUGUGCAGUGAGACAGCUUUGUGCAGUGUGAUGAUGUCCCUGCCCAGUGAGACAGCCUUAUGUAGUGUGAUGAUGUCCCUGUGCAGUGAGACAGCCUUAUGCAGUGUGAUGAUGUUCCUGUGCAGUGUGAUGAUGUCCCCGUGCAGUGAGACAGCUUUGUGCAGUGUGAUGAUGUCCCUGCCCAGUGAGACAGCCUUAUGCAGUGUGAUGAUGUUCCUGUGCAGUGUGAUGAUGUCCCUGUGCAGUGAGACAGCCCUGUGCAGUGAAACAGCCUUAUGCAGUGUGAUGAUGUCCCUGUGCAGUGUGAUGAUGUCCCUGUGCAGUGAGACAGCUUUGUGCAGUGCUGUGACUUCCCUGUGCAGUGUGAUAACUGACCCUGUGUUGCUUGGGGUUGUCUUCAGGCUGGGGGAACAGUGAGUCAGCUUCUUUUUCUUUUUGUGUUUACAUUUUCAGCUUUUAAAGUUUCAUUAAAUAUUGAGAAGUUACUUUUAACCUCGAGUUCCUUUUAGCAUGAUAGGAAUGGCACACGUGAAAGUGUCAUGAAUGCGUGUGCUCAGGAACCGGAGGACUGGCACAACACACAGGCCGCCCGCCCUGUGAGAGUCACCUUCCUAAGAGCAGCUCUUGUAGUUUCACUGUCCUCGUGAACCCUCUCUGUUCCUCGUCCUCCCGGCCUCUGUUGUUUCCAGUAACAAGUAAGUGAGGGGUGAAUGGUUUCUCCAGGGGUUGCUAUGGAGAAUGGCUGUGGCCUUCCUUGCCCUCAGGUGACUGGUACCUUGACCCCAGGCAGCCUGCAUAUCAGGACCCUUGUGCUCUAUUCUCAGCAAAUCAGUAUCUAUUCUCAGCAAAUCAGUGCUCUAUUCUCAGUAUCUUGGUUUUGAAACAAUGGCCUUGGAUCCUACGACAGUGUGUGACUGUUCAGGAAAUUGUUAUUAAUCAAACGAAAUGACUUUUUUUUUUCUUUGAUCACUAAGUUACCCAAACACUAGAUUAGAUUGGAGGUUGGCAAACCUUUUCCAGGAAAGACCAGGUUGUACAUUGUUGGGUUUUUCUGGACAGACUUUUGAUACAAUAGCCAUUCAGGUAGGCGGUGGGCCAUAUGCACACACCCUCCCCCCCACUUCACACACACACACACACACACACACACACACACACACACACACACACAACAUACACACACACACAAACAUAUACACACACCACACAUACACCACACACAUUCACAAACAUAUGUACAUACCACACACACACACACACACAUAUACACAUGGCCCUUCCCCCAUUCCUAGCCAUCAGUAAUUGGCUGUUGCUCACAUUUAGAUAGACUCAAAUGAACAGAAUCUAUGACUUAGGUAGCUUUCAGGGAUGCUUCGUUUGUUUUCUUCCUUAAAAUAAUUCCCCAAGAAAGACAAAAUUUAAUUUUCAGAUGGAUACAAAUUGGCAUUUUGGGGAGGGGAUUCUAAAGCAAUUGCAGAUAGAAUGUCCGGCCACUACCUGUGUCAGGAGGUUGACUGAUUCCGUGGCCCACAGAACUGUGCAGGGUCCCCUGCUCUGUCCGGCAGCCCUGCUCUGUCUCUGUGGCUUUACUCUGCCAUUUAUUCUUCCCGUUCAUUCAGCCUAGUUCUCACACCAUUCUCCCCACCUAGCUAGUGCGUUCGUGAUAGCUGUUCUGCCAGUGCCUGGCUGUUUCGUGGGUUUGUCUUGCCCUGUGAUGGGUAAUGUUCACUGUCAACCUCAGGGGGAUUUGGGGUCACUGAGGAAACAUGGUCUGCCUGAUGGCCUUUCCAGAAAUGUUCAGCAGCGUGGGGAAGAUGUACCCCGAAUGUGGGCGGUAUCAUCCCACGGGCUAGAGCCCUGAAUUGACUAAAAGGAGGAAAAUGAGAGCUCAGCUUGAGUACCAGCGUUCAUUGCUCUCUGCUUCCUGAUGGGGAUGUGUGACCAGCUGCCCUGCGCUUCUGCCACCACAGGUACCCCUCCAUGGAGGACUGUGCCACCCACCUGUGAGACAAAAUGAACCCUUUCAUCAGUAAAGUGUUUUCCUCAGGUGUUGUGUCACAGUGUCAGAACUGUUGAGGUGUUUGUGGCAUCCCUCGUUUGGAGCUGUUGUGAAACACAGCUGUGGGGUUUUAGUUCCUCGAGGUGAGCAUUCGGUGUGGACCGCCCGCCCUGUGAGAGUCACCUUCCUAAGAGCAUCUCUUGUAGUUUCCACUGUCCUUGUGAACCCUCUCUGUUCCAGGUCCUCCCGGCCUCUGUUGUUUCCAGUAACAAAUCUGCUGUCACUGGGCUGUUUGUCUUUUAAAGACAAGGCGGGGCCGAUUCAGGGUGAUAUAGCCAUUGUAGUUUGUUCUCUGUCUAUAGGUUUUUCUUUUUCUUGGAUGUCUCUUUUAAGAGUUUUGUUCAUUGCGUUCACAUUGCGUUCAGUUUUAAGA